This is a messenger RNA of Podarcis lilfordi (Lilford's wall lizard), 45809 nucleotides long. Lineage: Eukaryota; Metazoa; Chordata; Lepidosauria; Squamata; Lacertidae. The record is from the annotation of a GenBank genome assembly.
UCUUGUUGGGAUUUUUAUGUAGCAAUGUGUCAGCUCGACAGACAAACCCCUCUCUUGUGGAAGUUGACCCCUGUCACUUUGGCAAGCUUCUCCUAAAUGGGGAAGGGGUUGGAAGUGGCCUUCGGUAGCGUAAGGAGACAGUGAUAGCAAGGGGACCGAAAAGGAGGUGGACAUUAAUUCACAUACUGAGUAGUUUGCCAUACUUGUGCAUUGUUUGGAUCCCAGCCAAAGUGAAGGAUGUGUUUCCAGUUGAUCCUAGAUCAACUGUAAUGGGAAAUAAAAGAGAUCAAAGGGCCCAAUUCAAACUUCUGUGGUGCUGUGUGAGUUGUGAGCCAAAAAGGCUUCAACCUGAUGCCCUUGAAUUUACUGCUCUAUAAACCCCCAUUUACAUCUGGAUGGCCACAGAUUCCAUACUCCUAUUAGAAGGCGACAGAAAACAAGACAAAGAAGGCUCAGGACUGAUGCUGGAUAACUUGCACAACUGUAAAACGACUGCAUUCUAUUGGGUUUCCCAUACUCUCCUCUGUAGGUAUCAGCAGCGGUACUAAGAGGGGCUCCUGCUUCAUAAAAUUAUAGUAGCUUGAAAACUAAUAUUCUACUAUGCCAAAUUGUUAGAUAUCCUGGCUCUCUGAUGUGUUCUUAGCAGCUGUGUUUUUGCACAGGUGUAUUUCUCCUGUCCUUCCCCUCCCCCCAAAAAGAGUGAGAGAUGAAGUCAGUAAACCAGCAAGCAGCGAGUUAUAGCAAUUAGGUCAACAGGAUGAGAUAAAAGCAUAUAUGAAAGGCUUAGUCCCUGGUGAGACAUAGAGGUCAUACUAGCUUGAAGCAAUUCCUGAGACAUCAAUGUAGGAAUCUUCCUGUCUGAUUAAUAUGAUGAUUCCUCGGGAGAGUUUCAGAUCAAAUGCAUCACCAAGGUUAUAAGACCAUCAAAGGCAACUGUUUGGAAGUGGGGAGUGGGGAAAGAAUCCUGCACCGGAGUGAACCAAUCCCCUGUAGCCCUUUCUUAUCAGUAUUCAGCUAAGGGAAGUUAGAGGACAUCCAAGUUUAGACAUCAUAGCAACAGUGAUACGUUGCAAGCGAUCACGUGACUUCCUGGAACUAACUGCGUUUAUUAUAAUUCACAAGGCAGCAGAUAAAAGAUUCAGUUCUGCAAGCUGCUGCACUUUGGAAUAAUCCAUCGGGGGCUAAAUAAAUGCAUAAGCCCUGUACUGCUUAUGUAAGCAAAUGAUUAGGGCCAAAUUUUUAAGGCAGGGAUGGGGAACUUCCAGAUGUUGCUGAAAUCCAGCUCACAUCAUCCCUGACCAUUGGCUGGGACUGAUGGGAGUUGGAGUCAAUGAAUGCUGGAGGACUACAAGUCACCCCUGUAUGUAUGUAUGGUUUUUUAUGUGUGUAUGCAAAUUCUAUGUAUGGCUUUGCCUAAGCAAGCAUGAAUAUAGAAGAACUCUGCUCCUAUUUUGCCCCUAGGGCCAGCUUUCUAGGCUACUACAUUGCCAUUCCUUAUUCUAAGCGGAAGCCCUGUUUCUGCUAAAUAAGCAACUAUUACUGUAUGGUUAUAAGAUUGAAUGCUACACCUAAUGCAGGAUGUUUGAAAGAAAGGCAGGUCUAUAGGCCUGGAUUACAAAGAACUCACACCAACCACUUGUUUUGCAUGACAAGGUGGCAUGACAUAGGAGAAUUUUCUUCUACCGGGUGGGUGGGAAUUAUGUGCCAGCUUUUAGACAUGCCAAAAUAGCACUUCAGACAAUAGUCCUAAUCUCCAAUGUCCACAUGAAACUGAUUAUCUGCUGUCUUCUGAUCCCUGAUAUGGUAAAUGAGAAUGGUAUAAUUUAUGGAGCAUUAUUAAUUACAACUAAUCCAGAAUGCAGCAGCUAGACUGGUGACUGGGAGCAGCCGCUGAGACCACAUAAUACCGGACUUGAAAGACCUACAUUGGCUCCCAGUACGUUUCUGAGCACAAUUCAAAGUGUUGGUGCUGACCUUUAAAGCCCUAAAUGGCCUCGGCCCAGUAUACCUAAAGGAGCGUCUCCACCCCCAUCGUUCUACCCGGACACUUGAGGUACAGCGCCGAAGGCCUUCAGGCGGUUCCCUCACUGCGAGAAGCCAAGUUACAGAGAACCAGGCAGAGGGCCUUCUCGGUAGUGGCACCCGCCCUGUGGAAUGCCCUCCCGCCAAAUGUCAAAAAGAAAAACAACUACCAGACUUUUAGAAGACAUCUGAAGGCAGCCCUGUUUAGGAAAGCUUUGAAUGUUUGAUGCAUUACUGUAUUUUAAUAUUUUGUUAAUAUUGAGUGGCUGGAGAAGCCCAGCCAGAUGGGCGGGUUAUAAAUAAAUAAAUUAUUAUUAUUAUUAUUAUUAUUAUUAUUAUUAUUAUUAUUAUAUUUCUAUUUUAACAUUGUUAAGAGCACAGUCAUGUUUCUUACCCUUUGAGCCUCCUUAAAUGUUUUGUUUUGUUUCCCUGUUAUCCAUUUACUUAAGCUCAACUUUUGCUUACAUUUCUCCAUCUUUUCGCACGAAUCAUCUGGUUUAGUCAAAACUUACUCUCAAAUAUUCAGUUCAUUCGUCAUGCAUAUGAUUAGAAGGGAUGAGUAUGUGCAUACUUUUGUAGUAAAACAGGUCACAAGCAGUUUCAGGAGUUUGACAGAGCCCAAACAAUUUUUUCUGUGUCUCAGCAGACACAAAUAAUGUGCCCACACAACCGUCAGUCCUUACCCAACUGAUGUCAUCUCCAGUGUCCCCAUACAUAGAGGCUGAGGUGAACUGUGAAAGUUGUUAGCGGGGAGGAUGCGAGACCCUUAGGUAGCACAGGGUUUUUAGAGUUCACUAGAAUUAUUUCUUUGAAUACCAAGCUUACAGGUCAGACGUUCUUUACACUGAUUUUUCUGCAGCUCAAAGUGUAGCUAUAAUUUAUUUCCCAUUUUUACCCCCAGGCAGCUCAAAGCAGCAUACAGAGUUCUCCCCACCCACCUGAGAGGUGCCACAACUGAGUUCCGGCAAGUUCUGGCUGAAAAAAGCCCUGAAUAACAUUUAUUUUCACAACAGGCAUGUGUGUGUGUGUGUGUGUGUGUGUGUGAGAGAGAGAGAGAGAGAGAGAGAGAGAGAGAGAGAGAGAGAGAGAGAGAGACACUGCACCAGGGCCAUGGAGGAAUCCUGGUUCACCUUAUGACCUUAUGUCUCCCAGGUCCUUGCACCAUACAUUUAAAGCACUCAUCUAUCAUCUUAACAGUCUUGGCUUCCCCACCAAUAAUCCUGGGAACUAGUUUAUUGAGGGGACAGGGAAUGGUAGCUCUAUGAGGGUUAAAAUACAGUUCCCAGGAUUAUUUGGGGGAAAGCCAUGAGUGUUUUUAUUAUUAUUAUUUUGACAAAGUAAUAAUCAUAAAUCAAUAAGAAUAAAAAUGUGCACCCCGCCACCAAGACCAUUCCAUUGUAACUAUCCAAACUCCCAAAAUUUCAACCCCUCUUGCGAUGGUUUGAACCCUUUCCGUUUUAACAGGACAAAUUCUACAAACAUCCUCCAUAUCUGCUCAAAAUCAUUUCUCCUUUAAUGGCGCAUGUUAAUUUAUCAUAAAUAGCUAUAUCCCACACCUCUUUAUACCAUUCUUCCAUUUUAUAUUCUGCUUGCCCCACUUUCAAGCUAUAAUAAUUCAUGCAGCUGUCAAUGAAUUUGUGAGCAAGUCCUUCAUGGGCUGUGAACCUUCCGUCCAUCGUAAAUUGAUAAUAACGCUACCUCUGGACUUUUGGUCAGCUUUAACCCAGUGAUUUCUGUUAUCUCCUUAAACACCCCUUGCCAAAAAAAAUUGUACAUAUUUACACCCCCACCACAUGUGAACCUAAUUCCCCGUUUCCUGGGAUCCCCUCCAACAUAACCCCGAAUAUUCCUUGUUUACUUGAUUUAAUCUGACUGGUGUUAAAUACCGUCUCCAAAUUAAUUUAUAAUCAUUUUCUUUUAUUCUUAUAGACAGCAUUUUCAGUGUAUGAUUCUCCCAUAUUUUCCCCCAGCUUUGACUAUCUGCCCUGUCACAAGUGCUGAAGUGAUAUAACUGGGUUUUAAAUAUAUGUUGUUGAUGUGAGCCUAGUUUAAUGCUCUAGCCGCCAUCUUGUUUCUAGCUGUGUGUUUUGGCCAGCCCUGGCCAGCCCCACAGUCCUGGCUAAGCAAACUCAGUGGGUUGGACACCUUUAUCACUUUCCUUAUCCCAGGUUAUUCAUUCAAGAGGAGGCACGCUUGACUGGAUAUGCUUGUAUUGGCCUUGGAGCGGCUCUUGACAUAUAGUGAGCUCUCCUGGCUUCCUCACAGGAUUUUACACAGAGCAAUCUUUUUCCCAUCAGUAUUUGCAAGAUGUAAUUCACAGCUGACUUCCUGAAAAUGUACCUGUGGCAGUAUUUGUUCCAUUAAGAGUCAAUAAGAUUUUUCACCCUAAAGUAGAGAUGGCUAACCUGUCUCUCUCCAGAUGUUACUGCGGACUCCAUGGGCCAUGCUGGCUGGGGCUGAUGGGAGAUGGAGUUCAACAACAUCUGGGAGGCUGCAUGCUAGCCACCCCUUACUCUAAAGGUUAAUUUAAUGCCUGUCACAUAUUAAUAGCUUUUAAAGAGGCUGGCUGACCUGUAACAGCUCAAGCAGAGUUUAUUACUAAAGUGAAUAAAUUUAGGAAGAUAAUAGCCACUUAUCCACAUUGACAUUUCAGGCAAAAGACGAGAACACCCAUGGCAACAUAAUACAUGAAAGGGGUGGGGGAAAGUGUGUCAGAGAUCUGUAUUAAACUUAUGAAAAAUACUGAUGCCUCAAAGGUAGAGAAGAGCAAUUUGGCUCUGCAAGAGAAAAAGAGAUCUAUCAUUGUGAAGGAUCCUGAGCCUUUUAUGCCUUUAGUGUGUUUUUCUUGCAAAAUAAUAAUAAUUGUGGCUAAUAACUGGUAUAUAGAAUUCACAUUAUAUUGAAAGGCUGUGAAAUACAGCUUGAACAAAUGUUUAUACAUAUAUUUUUCAACUGUAUUUUUUGCUACUGAUUAAGCAUUGUGGCUAGGUUUGUAUGGGUGAUGAUUUAUUAUUAGGAAGGUGGAUUUUAACUGUUUUAUGAAAUUCCACAAAAAGAAUUAAUUGAUGUUUAGAUUGUAAAUUCCUUGGGGGGGCUGGUUUUUGUUUGAUUGUUUGUUUAUGACACUCUAGAAAGUGCCAUGGACGUUGAUGCCACUUUAUAAAUAACAACAACUAUGUGAACUCAAAUUAACAGCGCAAUCCUAUAAAUACCCACUCAGAAGAAAGUUCCAUUGAGCUCAAUAGAGGUUAGGUGGAUUCAUACCCAUUUACCUCAAAAUAAGCCCCAAUGAGUAGAAAUUUAUAGGAUUGUGCAGUAAGCCAGUGGUUUUCAACCAGUGUACUGUGGCACCCUGGGGUGCCUUGAAUGAUGGGGAGCGGUGCCGCUGGGAAACACUGGCCUCUGUCCUUCUUCCUUCCCUCCCUCCUCUGAUGCGCUCUUGAGUCUCUGCCUCCCAAAGGCUUGCACAGCUGUUUGUUGCAGCAGCCCUGGCUACAAGCUCCCCAAGCGAAUGGUGUCUCUGGGGCUGGUCAAGGGGUGCUGGUUGCUAGGAGCUGAGGCGGCCUUGGAGUAAGCAAGUGAGGGAGCCCAGCCAGCCAGUCUACCAGCCCUUGUUGUUGGGAACGGACAGACAAGUGGGAGGGCAGGCAGGCAGACGGGCACUGUGUGUCAGGAGUGCAUGCAGGAGCCAGGCCCUGUGACCAGUAGGGCUUCGCAGGACUGGGGCCUUCCUAAGUUUGUUCUGGAGAGGCAAGGCAUGGCCGCACAGGUGAGGCCGCUCGGUAACUCACUGCACCUGGUGGCAAGAGCCGGGAAGGGAUAUAAGGUCAGCAUUUCCCUUCGGCUCUUUGCCACAGCAACUCGUUUCCUGCCUUGGGCUUCUUGCUUCCUGAUCCUCAGACCUCAGCUUCUUGACUCCUUGCUUCUUGACCCUCAGACCCUUGACUUCGUGACUUCUUGCUUCCUGACCCUCGGACCCCUGGCUUCUGGACUCUCGUUCCUGCUCCUACUCCGCCAUCUUACCCCGGUCCUGACGUCCUCAGCCGGGACUUCGAUCACCCGUAGACCAGACUGUGACACUGUGCUGGCCUUUCUUGUGCUUGUUGUGCGCAAUGCCUGCCUGGGAGCUGAGUGUCCAACACCAAAGGGGAGCCUUUCCACCAUGCAAGCCUGGCAGCGCCUGUUGCUGCCACUGCUGCUUCCCAAGGUAAGGUGCUGGCCUCAUGUUCACCUUUGGCCAGUCUCCAUUGGGCCACUAAGGCUGGGGGCAUCCUCUUUCCAGACACCUGUGGGGCAGUGUGAGGAGGCACCCCUCUUUGGGGCAAGGGGGGGUAACUCAGAGACUGGGAUGGCAGCAGUGGCUUCCCAGAGGCCUCCCAAGGAGAGGGGAUAGGAGAGGAGGCGGAGGGAACACUCCACUAAGGAGGGUGUUCAAAAAGGGGUGAGGGGCUGCCAGCUCUGCAGCCAUGGGAUGACAUAACUCCUGAGCCCCACAAGGGUGCCACAGAAAGAAUGUAGCUGGUCAAGGGAGCUGCAGACUCAGAAAGGUUGAAAACCUCUGCAAUAAGCAAUUGUAAAAGUAUUUCAGGAGAUUCAUUAGCUGCUUCUGGAGUAUUUGGGAACUCUCACAAAUUACCAAUAAAAACAAGGGCAACAGAAACUGGCAAGGAGAGGGUACAGAAAACAAUUGCACAAGCUAACAUCCCAGAUUACAUUACUUCUCGACAGCAGAUGAUUUGCUUUUAAUCAAAAGAAUCCCAUAAUUGAUUUUAUUAUCGUUUCAUUGUACUGAAAGUCAAAGUAGAACAUCAUAUACAAGCAGAAAGAAGCAGAGCCACUGAGCAAAUGGUCAGUGUUCUUAGAGACAUUUGUUGUGGCAGCUCCCUAGCUCCUUAUAGUUUUAUUCUGAGCAUCUUCCAGAGAAAUAGGGAAAAAUACUUUUUUUUUUAAGGCAGGGUGUUAGUGGCAGAGACAUUAAACAACCCCAGAUGCUGUUGGCCUUCCAUCAACGUAGGCAGCACAGCCAAUGCACAGGGAUGAUGGUUUUCUGGCCCCACCCUGGGUUAGAGAUAAGGAUGAGGUGGCACUGUGGUCUAAACCACUGAGCCUCUUGGGCUUGCUGAUCAGGCGGUCGGCAAUUUGAAUCUCCGCGACGGGGUGAGCUCCCGUUGCUCUGUCCCAACUCCUGCCAAACUAGCAGUUCAAAAACAUGACAGUGCAAGUAGAUAAAUAGGUAUCGCUGCAGCAGGGGAAGGUAAACAGUGUUUGUGCGCUCGGGUUUCCAUCACGGUGUCCCGUUGUGCCAGAAGCGGUUUAGUCAUGCUGGCCACAUGACCUAGAAAGCUGUCUCUGGAGAAAAACAGGCUCCCUUGGCCUGAAAACAAGAUGAGGGCCACAACCCCAUAGCCGCCUUUGUCAGAACUUAACCGUCCAAGGGUCCUUUACCUUUAUAUAUAUAUAUAUAUAUAUAUAAGAUAUUUAUUAAGAUUUUCCAAAUGUUACAAUAUAAAAAAGAAAAGAAAAAGAAAAAAAAGAAAAAGUACAAAAUACAAAAUAAAAAUGAUUAAAAACCACUCAAUUUUUCCAUUACUUAUUUUUCCUUAGCUUGUUUCCCGGACCUCCUCAUACCUCCCUUUUUUGUAUUCCAGUUCAAUUUGUUGGUUCAGCAAAUCCUUACCCUCUUUGUUUAUCCUAAUCUUUGGUCUUAAAUUAGUAACGUUAGAUUUUUACCUAUUAACAACCCAUUUUUCAUAUACCCUUGAAGGCUGACUUCAAGGGUCCUUUACCUUUUACCUAUCUGUAGCUGUCGGUUUCCAUUUAUAUGCUGGCUAAUUUUAAUCUUGCAUACAUUUUUUUUUAUUUAUUAAUGCAAACAGAAACUAAACCAAGUCUAGCGCAAUAUGUAAUUGUUGAAGGAGGUCAGAUUCAAAAAAAAAAAUCAAUGCAGCUUACUUGACUUUAAGAUGUUGCCUUUUGUACAAUCAGAGCACAGUUUUCCCUACAAGGUCAAGGUCUGUAACAUUAGAAGGUGGACGGAUUAUUACUGUUCCUUGUUCAAAUCAGACCAGCAAUCAUUCUCAAAUCCAUUCCUUCUAGUCCUAUUGGUAUGCCGUCAGUUCUGUCUGGAGGCAAAGAUAUGAGAUAAUGCAGUGUGACUGAUGGGUUUUUUGUUUCUUUUAAUUAAUAAGGCUGCAUGUUUGGACAACUGGAAACAGCGUUUCAUUCUGAGAAUAGCACGUAAAAACUGGGAAUACAUUCUCUUCUAGCGACGCUGAUGACUCCGUUGAAACCCUCCUCUAGCAACUGAAGUUUCAGAGAGGCUUAGGAAAUAUCAUAUUUGUUUUCUUUCUUUUGCUGUGGCUUGCAAUUUAGCUGAUGACAUGCUAUGAAAGGAUGGAUGCAGCUUAAAAUGCCUUGCUGAAUAAUUGAUCAUCAUCGCUUCAGGCUACAUCAGAGGAUGAAUGGAUGUGUGAGAUGCAAAGACGAUGUCUCCCUGCUGAUGUACUUAAUUGGUAAACAGAUCAUUUCAACUAAAUAAUAGAUAAAAAAAAAUAAAUUUCAUUUAUGCUAAAUACAAUUUUAUGUUUUCCACAUCAGUUUUGUGGAUCAAAAAAAAAAAAAUGCAGUAUCUUCCACUUUAGUGUAAUUUAAGCAAUCCCAUAUUCCCACCAAAAUGCAACUUUCCAUAUAUCCUUUUGAAGAUGUAAAACCUGUGCAAGCAAUCACACAGUCACCAACUCAUUUGUAGACUGUGCCUAUCAUUCUGUAGAAUACCAACCUGCCACAAUAGAUAAGGCAGGAAGGAACUUAAAAGAGGCCUCAUUGACUCCCUUUGCUCUCUUGGGUUUAUAUAAAUGCAGGAUAGUCUGGGCUAAUUAUUGUCAUCAAAGGAAGUGGCAACAACUUAAGUUUUAGCAGGGGGGAAAGUGCUUGAAACUAUCUUUUGUCUAUAUGACAAUGGCGGAAAUAAUGGACUUGUAGAGUGUAUUAUUUCCUGACAAUGAGAUCCAAAUACUAUAUUUCAGACUGAAUGAGAUUUUCAAAGCUGGCCAUGGAACUGUAAGUGCACAUAUGUGCAGUAAGAAACGUUUGUCUCCCAGAAGAAAACCUCAGUUGUGUAGGGAAGCUAAUGUGAUAGCUUUGAUGAGGCUGACUUUUCUUGGUGGCUUGGUAAGCAGGCUUUGGUAUCUUCACAAGGCAGAAAUGAAAUGCUGAAAUAAUAGCGAACCCAGACUGCUUUCCAAAAGCAUACAAAGAUACGGUGAGGAGAAUGAGUCGACAUUUGUCUCAAACAUUAAGAUCCCAUAAUACAUCUUGUUGCUUUUACAAAUGAUUUUAGCAGAGAACUUAAAAGCUAUGACACUUUUAUUAUAAAAAAUGAUAAGUGCAUUCUUUUUUUGAAUUUAAUAACACAGAUUCUACUUGCCUGCUUUUAUAGUAGAGCCAAUUCAUUAUUAUGCCUGUGCAGGGGGUGCGACUUCUGUAAAAUGUUUAAGGAGAAUUCAUUUGAUAAUAUUUGCAAAACAGAACGGCACAAUAUUAAGUUAUAUUAUCGGGAGAUACCAGCAUUUCAUUCUGUCUGUAUCCUCAUUCACUGUUUCAUUCAUUGGUUGCGUUUCUCUUUUACACUAAGCCAAAUUUUGGCUUUUUUCAAACAUGCUAGCUUCCCAGGAGAUUGCAUGGCAACAAAGCCAAAAUUUGGCUUAGCAAGUUAUCUGAACUUUGGAUCGUGGUUAAGGUCUCUACUACUCCUUAACCACACUCUAUAGCCAAGCUUUGCCCUACAAUUACAGGUCAUGGUUAAAUAGGGAAGACCUUAACCACAAUUUUGGGUUCACACAAGACGCCAAGCCAAACGUGGCUACCAUCCUGCAUUGACCUUGAAAACCCAGGAAGAAACAAAAUGGGUGCAAGCACAGUCACGUUAAGCCAUAUUGUGGCUUAACAUGAUGUAUGGACCAGCCAGGCCAUUGUUAUCAUUGCUAACACCAAAGUAAUAACAAGCAAAAUCAACAAAGAGUCUCGUGGCGCCUUAAAGACUAAACAUGUUUAUUAUGGUAUAAGGUUUUGUGGACUUCAUUAGCUGCAUGAAGUGUUAUCAUGAGAUGUUGCUAUGUCCAUUUUCAAAGGUGCCGUGAAUAAUGAGGCAUCUUUGAAGGAGGCAUGCACACACACAAUAAUGGGACCAUCCUGUGUUUUAAGCUCAAACCCCAGCUUGGCAUCUGUGUUCAUUUUCAAUGGCUUCAGGAAACAUAUAAAACAUACCGCAUUGCAAUAUGCCCUUUGAUUAUUCUCAUUGCGGAGUUAUAGUGUGCAUGCUUAGAAUACCGUUCUAUGUUUUACGCUUGAACCUAUUUGCAAGAAAGCCAGGAAUGAAAGAGAAAAAGAAAUCCCUACUAUGUAAUUCCAUUGAAAUAUCACAUUAAAAACCUGGCAGGUGGGUAUGGGGUUUCAGGGCAAAAACCCACGAAGUACAUUGCAUUGCAAUAAAACAGGAGUCACAAAAAGGCAGCCAUAGGGGUGUAGAAUGACACAAAAUGGCUGCCAUGGAAGGGAAGAGCAAUUGUUUGAUGAAAAGUCACAUCCUUGCUCUUUUGCAGCUGACCAGCAGAAAGGGAAAUGGCGAUGCUGCAAGGAAAUGCUAGCAGCUGGGAUGUCAGGCAGAGAAACAGCUUAGGCAGGAAGAAUUCAGAGUGGAAGGAGUGCAGAGUAGGAUGAAAGAAACCAUAGUUACUUUGAUCAUCAUUGGCUUAAGCAUGGUUCGUUCAAUAAAUCCAUGGUUCAAGAUUGGUGUGAUGUGAUGUGAGAACUGGGUCAAUAUAUACUUGUACUGAAUUCUGAAUAUCUCCCACGUUUAGGCGUAUUUUACAGGUUAAAACAGUGCUGUAGGAGCCACUUUUUCUGGUCUAACCCCACACCACUGCUGUAAUACUUAAGUCCCAACACCAUGCGGGUGGGUUCAAUCACACUGGCCCUGUCUAAGCAGUCAUCACCUAGUGGAGACCUGGUGCUGGUCCUUUAAAUGUUACAGAGCACUAUAGGGUGGGGCUGCAGAAAAUGGCUUCCACAGCAUUGCUGUAACAUCAAAAUGGUGGUGGGAAUUCAGUGUCACACUAAGGCUUCCCAAACAUUUCUGCUCUUGUCAGAUGGAAUGAUCUCCCGUUUCCUUCCCCCGGUACUGUUCUGGGAGUGCUCCCAAACCCCAGCUCAGCCGAUUGUGGAGGGUACCAGGGGGGAGAGAAUGGAAGGAAAAGUUUUGUUUGGCUGAAUGUGGCCCAUUGUUUCUUAUAAGAGUGGCUUAUAGUAGUCCUGGGUUGUUUCCAAAGGCUCAGUUCUGUGAAUGGAAGAACUUUUUGGUUAUGGAAGAAGUCUUCUAUUUCAAUCAUUAUACAUGCAGCAGUAGAGUUAUGUCUGUGAUUCUCAGAAGGAUGUAAUCAUGGCUACUAGUCAUGAUGGCUAUAAUUAUUGCCUCUAAACAUCAGUUCUUGGGGGACAAAAGAUGGAGAAUGAUGCUGUACUAAUGUCUGCUUGAGGGCUUCCCAUAGUCACUAGGGUGACCACUGUGUUAACAGAAUGCCAAACUAGAUGAGCUUGUUCUGACCCACCAGGGCUCUCCUUAUGUAUUUACAGACAACCUCUUGAGUCUUUGCAUCACAACUGUGACUGCUUUUCUAUUCUUCCCACCCAGCUAAAAAGGGAACAAUGGAGCAGCACUGCCUUCCCAUUCAGAAAGUACCAGUUUCGUCCUUAAAACAACUUGACAUUUCCGAUGUGCCAACAGAGAUAAAGCUUGUUCCCAUAAUUGCUGCACUUGUGAUGUCCAUCAACUAUUCACUGAAAGCACAUUUCAUUUCGCAAUUCUCCCUUUCUCUGAAAUAAUCAAAAACAAAACUUUUCAAGGUUGCUUCCCCAGUGCAGUACCAUUCAUGAUAAUGUUAUUGAAUGAGCUGAAAUAGUUAUUUCAAACUCUUGACCAGAGUCUACACUUUAAAUGUUUCUUGAGUUAAAAAGCGGUCCUGCUUUGGCAGCUGUUGCUGGAACAACAACAAAAAUAUAUUCUAAAAGCACCUCCCUGUGCAUGCAGGCGUCAAGCAUGUAGUUUGAGUUUUGUAAAGAAGAUUGGGUUGUUGAGUACGUCAGAACAAACCGUCACAGGUCAAAAUGAACCAACAUAACAUAGGCACUUCAUUCGCAAGCAGGUUGCUGUCGCAACACUCCUUUGGCAGUCGUUCCAGAGAGAUUUUGAAAAAACAUAUCAAUUGAAAGCACCUUCAGCGAUUAGAAUCUGGACCCACUUUCUGGCAGAUGUGAGCACAAAAAUUUGGGUUCCCAUAUUUUAAAGAGCAAAAAGAAGGACACAUUUGCCAACUUCUAUUUUUAACUAUAGAUCGCUUAUGAUGACUCUACCCAUGAAAAGGAGGGCAUGUCCAGGAAAAAGAGGACACAUGGCAACCCAUCAUGUCAACAUUUCUGGCUGUGCUUCACCUUGUUACUAUUUCUUGUGGAUAUACUGUUAAUUCAUCUUCCAUAUAAUUUUGGGCAGAAUCAAGUAUUUAGACCCUGACCUCAAAAGGAAUGGAAAUAUUUCAAGUUUCUUAGCACCAGGAUUAAACUUUUUGGCCCUUGGGCAACAUGACACUUGAAAUGUUUCCAAUCCUGCCUACCAGUAAGGGACAGGAAUUUGCAGUACUGUAAUUCUUCAGACCAAAACUCAUGUAAGAUUAUUUAGGGUUGUUAGACAACAGCUUAGGGGUGCCAUUUAUAAUACCUGAUAAAAGCCCAGUUUCUUAAGCAUGAGGCAACACAGUCUUUACUGCUUGUUAUAAUAAACCUGUGGAGGAACACAUUGAGUACAUAGCUAGUUCUGAAAGCUAAUAUUCAUAAACAGCAUACAAAAGCAAUAUUCUGUUGGGUAAAUUUCCAUUUAAAUGUUAUCCUUUCUUUUUCAGAGAUAGAAGGUGUACUGGAGCAGAGUAAAAUAAAAUUAUAGGGUCCCCCCCUUUGUUUUAGAUUUACCUUCCGUUAUUUGCUUCAGUUUCCCUGUGUCAUUAAGUUGUGUGGCUUUUGCCCUGCUAUAUGGUCCUUAAUCAUGCUUUCUGCAGUUGUCCUAUCUUUUGUGUCCCCUCUGCUUUGCAUUCCAUGACCCCUCUCGAAACAGUAUUUCCUUUGCAGCUGGAAUACAUUCAUUCAGCCAUUUUUGCGAGCAGCCUGGAAGAUGCAUGACACAGGCUUGAAGUUUUAUGUCAAUAACACUCAACUGGAGAUCUGUUCAACCUCACAUGGUUUGUCUUUGGGCCAAUUCACGCAAAACAGUUUCUCCCACACAAUUGCCCACUCCCUCGGAGCACAACAGAUCGUGCUUGCAGGAUGUCAGUUCUUCGUUUAAACUGGGGAUUCCAUGUGGGCAGUUCAUUUUGUGGCUAUCACAAUUUCCACGGGGAAGUGCUGAUGCCACCAUGUAAAUAUUUGUGGUUACACAAAUACACAACCCACAUGGAAAUACAGGUUCACACAAACAUGUCACUUUUGCCACAGAGAUGCGGCCAAAAACAGCAUUAUUGUGGUGGCAGAUCUUAUUCCCCACUGCAACGUUUCAAAUUACUCACCACUGUACCAUUACAGCACUUUCCAGAGGAGCAGCUGCGGUAGCCUUGUGCAGAAAAAAGGUCAAAGAGUCGUGUGGCUCUUUAAGCCUGACAUAUUUAAUUAUGGCAUGAAUUUUCAUGGACUACAGUCCUCUUCAGAAUCUUGAAGUGUUAUCCUGAAGUACAGGAAUACAUAUAUGGUUUGGGGAUGGAUUUGUAAACACUGAGGUCUGAGGGAAAUAAAAUUACCAUUGCUAAUUAUGUAAAAAAAAAAAAUCAUUAUUAAUAACGGUAAUUCACAAAACUGCUGUUGAUGACUCAGGAACUCUGGCAUUGGUAAUCAAUCAACUCAUAUAAUGUGCUAAAAAUCUUUGGCUUCACUUCAGUCCAUAAGUGAUAGCAUCAAACCCCUUGCUCCAAGGCUGCCUCUCUCAAGAUCACUUACAGAUUGCCAAGAACUGGCUUAUGAAUAUUGCCAUUUCUGAUGUCAGAUGUGCGUCCAUCUUUUCUUUGGAGCGGAGACUGGUCUGCUUGUCCUGGGUAGAAUGUGGAAGGGUACUGCUGGCAAAUGUUGGCAUAUAUCACAUUGCAAGAUGAGCAGGUGAAUGAAUGUUGUGGAUGACAUUGUUAGAUGAGUAGACAUGGGGACAGAAUUGGCAUCUGGAUGUGUGAAAGAAGUUCAGAUUAUUUUGAUUUCUUCUCAAAUCAGCUGGAGGAGGAGGAGAGGACAGAGGGUGUGAAGAAAGAGCUAUGAAUGGAAGGGAACCCUUCUCCUGCCCUUUAGACCCCCUGGGAAACUCAACAAACCUGCUGUACUUGGAACUGCGUGUGGAGAGGAAAGUUAAAUGGGACACAGCUGUGGGCAGCCUGAGGAAGUACCACCUACCUUUGGCCUGUCCAUAAAAAGCAAGCCUCAAGCGAGAAACUAGGGCGAUGUCUGCGUUUUCCCGGAGCGUCUUCUCGUUGUGAGACCUUUGCAGGUGAGCUGAGAGUUUGUUUGGACCCUGGAUGAAAACCCGGAGGCCAAGAGGAAGGGCACGUCAGAAGGAAAAUGAACUGAGAUAGAUGGAUAGAUGACAGAUAGAUAUCUUCAGUUUUUUGUACACUGCUUAGAGAUAUUUUUUAAUAUAUUAAGCGGUUUAUAAAUUUAAUCACCAUCAUCUGUCUCUCCCAGAAGUAUGUUAACUGGGUUAUAUCCAAUUCAAAUUCAAGUUCCUCUACUGACAGCAGUCCAGCUUAGACUUUCUACAGUAGAAUGGGGAGAUUUUUGGCAAUUCCUACUGCAAACUCCCAAAAUCUGUCCCAGACUCAUUGUCUGCAACUAUUAUUUUCUAUAUUCUUGUUUUCUCUGUUUAAUUUAAAAAAAUGUGUUAGCAACGUGCUCAGUAAAGCUCCAAUCAGGCAGAAAAUAUGUAUUUUUUUUAAAAAAAAUACUGGUCAUAUGAGAUUGCAGAAAUAAAAGAACUGUAUAUUAUCUUCAAUGCAUUCAAUCCUAUGCAUAUUUACUUUGAAGUAAAUCCCACUGUGUUCAAUGGGCCUCACUCCGAAAUACGUAUAGAUAGGAUUGUAGCCAGGAACUUAAGUUUUCAGUACUCUGAAAAAUGAAUUUGCAUACAGAUUUUUUCUACUUCCGCAGGAGUUUCUUUAAGAAUUGGUCAUGAUAUGAUGUGUGACAAGACUAAUGUAGCAAUAUAUGCUCAUUUUUAAUUGUCCACAGACCCCUCCCCACAGCUUUCCUACGAAAAACUGAGCCGAUUAAUCAAAUUAAUUAAACAGUGAUGCUGGCAUAUUUUACCCUCUAUAUCCCUUUCAUCUCUACAUAGAAAGAUUUUCAAGACAAUCCACAUAGGCCGCAUUCUGAUCACUUCUAUAUGGUUAUAAAUGUUCACAUUAUCAAGGACAAAAUUUGCCCUAUGAAAAGCACCAAGACACUCUUAAUGAACCCAUGAAUGUUGUGUGUCCGUAUGUAUGGGUACAUCCCUACAUGUUUAAAUUGUAAAUAAAUAAAUAGAUAAAAAUUUCUAUUUUCAUUUAAUUAGGCAUGAACAGAAAUAUUACAUCAUCAUAAGCAAAACUUUAUUAUGGUCAUAGACCAGCAUAAAAAAUAUUACUUACAAUGCUGCUUUAUGUAGAUAAUUUCCAAAACCUCAGCAGUUCUCCCACUUGAACCAUAUUGUCAUCCAGUUUAAGGUGCCCUUGUACACCCUCUGCAAACAGCUGGCACAGCCCACCAAUUGGGCGUUGUGUUGGCUGUGUGGACAGUGAGUGCCGAUGAACAACAGCGCCAGCACAAAUCCUUUCUGAUUGCAGGAAGUCACAAAAUAAAGGAAUUUGGGAUGCAUGGAGAAAAUGUCACCAUGCUCCUUUUAUUUCAAUGCUCAAGAAGGAAAUAAACUCCCAGUGCCUGCAGCCCUCCCCUCCUCUCAAUGAGAUGAGGGAGGCCAAGACAGCAUUCAGAAGACCCCACCUGCUCACCUCUCUUGUUCCCUCACAAACACCUACUGUGCAUCUGGGGCUCUAGCUGCUAGUUACUCCUCAUAAUUCUCUAUGCCUCUCUCUGGUCUCCGAGGCCACUCUCCCACAAGCAGAGGGUCCAUCCCACCCCUUGCUGUAUGCUGGCCCCAAGGGGUGACGUAUCGGGGGACAGAGGCCUCUCCACCAUCAAGUCCCUUGGAUUUUGAGGGAAUAGACCUCUCAGAGUGCAUAGGUGGCAAAAGGACUGCUGCCAGGGUGAGGCAUUCCUAGGGCAUGCUUCAGCCAAAGGAAGGACUUUUCAUUCCAUUGAUAUUAAUGGAAUAAUGAUAGGAUUUAAAUGUGCUUUGCUGUGGCAGGACUGUGGCACUGUGCUGCUGGAGUUUAAAAAUGUCAAGGUGUACGUACGUAUGUUAGAUGGAUGGACUAGAGAUGUGACUUAUACUAAUAGAUGUGUUUUUUUAUCUUUGUUGGCAUGCAGUGUCAGGCACUGUGCUUGGGCUAUUGGCAUAUUUUAACCCAACUGAAGUUACUCCCAAGAAAAUGCAAAAACAGUGCAAAUGGUUUGCAAAUUGAAGUGCUCAAAAUACGAGGUUCUUUGCAAUAAUGGGUAUCAGCCAGUAUUAGCUCUAACAUUCCAGGCGUUCUUCCAGGGUAAUAAAGUUGGGUGAGCAAGCAGUACACGGCGUUCUUACAUAUUAAUAACAGUGCAGUUACUUCAACACUAUUUCACAAUCACAUUCAGGGUGAUUUUCAUCCCUUAAUGCUGGGUGUAUACUGAGGACAUCACUAAGGCCUGCAGUCCUUUGCCUGGGUGUAUAUGCCCCACUGAUCUUACAGUAUUGGGAUUCACUUCUGAGUAAACGUGUAUAAGACUGUGCUGUUAAUACAGAUUGGUCAUCCCUUAAUCAUGACAUAGCCACAGCCAUAUACCAAAUGGAAGGGGGUAUUUUCAGCUGUUUUGGUGCCUAAGGAAAUAAGCAUGACUAAAGUAAGGAUUCUCUAAUCCUCACUGUUGGCAUGGAAGGUGGCAUUGGAGCAAACUACACAUUUACUUUGUAGCUUGUCUUUUGAAUUCAAGGCCUCACUCCCCAUUGCCAGUGCAGGGCACCUGAUCUGGACUGAAACGCUAACAUGGGUGUUAAGAGGGGCUUUGACUUUAUUUGGGCCACCUACACGUAUAUGAGAGGGAUGCAGGUGGCGCUGUGGGUUAAACCACAGAGCCUAGGACUUGCCGAUCAGAAGGUCGGCAGUUCGAAUCCCUGUGACAGGGUGAGCUCCUGUUGCUCGAUCCCAGCCCCUGCCAACCUAGCAGUUCAAAAGCACGUCAAAGUGCAAGUAGAUAAAUAGGAACCGCUGUGGCGGGAAGGUAAACGGUGUUUCCGUGUGCUGCUCUGGUUCGCCAGAAGCGGCUUAGUCAUGCUGGCCACAUGACCCGAAAGCUGUAUGCCGGCUCCCUCGGCCAGUAAAGAGAGAUGAGCGCCGCAACCCCAGAGUCGGUCACGACUGGACCUAAUGGUCAGGGGUCCCUUUACCUUUACACGUAUAUGAAGCGGCCCUGUUUAAAAUACAGCUGCUACUCCUGUGCCCACCUUUAAGAUCAGUACUGUAAGGCUGGUGGGCAGUAGUGACUGUAGUUAUUAUUUGUGAGCUUCUAUCCUAUAUAUUGUCUGUGAGAGAUAUGGAUGUAUAUGCUAGCUUUUUAAGAGCUUUCCUUGGAUUUCUACCAAAAUGUUUUAGCGUCGGGAGUCUUCAGUCGUUAUUAAACGAAUGUGCUAUUACUUAGCUUAAACUGCGGCUUUAAAUUGUACGUUAUAAUGCUUCCUCGGUUUAAAUUGUACGUUUUAAUGCUUCCUUUUAAUAUGUUUAUCCACUGUAAGCCACCGGGGGGGGGGAGGCGAUGGCCUCCGCCACUUAAACCCUCGCUGGAAGACUGCAGUUUCCACGGGCGGGGGAAGAGUGUAAAAACACGGAAUCCAAAGGUAUGAGGCACCUUGAGUUUACAUGGUGAGCCAAGUGUGGGGAUUCCCAAUCCGAAUUCCAACCUCAGCGAUUGCGGCUGAGGUUGGAAGUGGGACGCUGCCGUUCCUUCGGUGCUAAUGAAUGCGGCACACAGGGAAGGUUAGGAUUUCUCUGGCUGUGCUUGGGCCAUGGAAUACUCCUAAGGCGUUAUCUGUGCGCGCGCAAGCGAGGAAGGCCGCCUGCCCGCGAAGUCGUCUUGUCAAAGCACCGGAGCCUCCUCUCGCUCGCCUCCCCCCUCAUCCCGCCGCAGUCGGAGCGACUUCAGGGUUGUCACCACCGCCGUCUGGGGCGCCUCGGCCUUGGCCUGGCUUGCGGGCUGCCGCUGGUUGGCGACGGGGGGACACGUGAGGGAGAAGAAAGAGGCGUGAGGUUAGGGCGGGUGGAAGGGAGAGGAGUGGAGAGGAGAAGCGGCGGCGGCGGCGGCAGGAGUUCCCCCGACAGCUGGAGGCUGCGGUAGUCGGCGGUGUCGGCCGCAGUAAAGCAGCGGACGGCCGUUGUUGUUGGCGGCGGCGCGCGCUGUGCGCGGCGGCGGCGGCGGCUCCUCCUCCUCCUCGCUUGGUUGCCUGGGCUCGAGAGCCAACCCCCCGCUUCCUCGGCUCGCUCCUCCUUAUUGACAAAUACACAAAGGGCCGCGCCGGGCUGGAGACGCGUCUGUGGAGCCGGCAUGGGAGACAAGAAGAGCCCCACAAGGUGAGGAGCCAGGGAGGAGGGGAAGCGGGCGCCGACUCGCAACAGGCCGCUGCUGCUGAGGGGGAGAAGCGGCGGCGGCGGCGCUGUGAGGGGGGCUGCCGUUGCCGUUCGCCGCCGCCGCUUCUCCCCCCUCCCCUCUGCUGCCAAAGCCUCCGGCGGCGUCCCCUCAGCGCAGCGAAUGGCGGUGAGCGGGCGCUGGGGGCGGCGGCGAAGAGGUAGCUGGCAAGCGGCGGGGCGAAGCGAGGCCCCGAGCGAGUGGGAGGGAGAGAGGGAAGGGAGCGAUGUCUUGUUUUGUGCCUUAAACCUCCUUCUCUCUCCUCCUCCUCCUCCUCUUCCUUCUCCUCCUCCUUCUCGCCGCCCCCUCUUUUUGGGGGGUGUUUAGGCCGAAGCGGCAGCCGAAGCCGUCCUCCGACGAGGGCUAUUGGGACUGCAGCGUGUGCACCUUCCGGAACAGCGCCGAGGCCUUCAAGUGCAUGAUGUGCGAUGUGAGGAAGGGCACCUCCACCCGGUGAGUGAGCGGCCCAGAGAGGCCUGCGCUGGUGACACCCGCAUCCCCAAGGAAGGAGGGAGGGAGGGAGCGGGGCUGGCCGAGGAGAGGCGUCCGGGGGCCGCCGGCUGGGAAGAAGAGCAGAGCCCGGAGGCUGCUGCCGCCGCCGCCGCCACCAUCAUAGCCACCAGGGCAGGCUUUUUAUUAUUUAUUGCUCUCCCUCCUUCUUCUUCCUCAGGAGAGGGUGACAGGAGAGGGAGUGGAUGCGCUGCAGGCACCAGCUCUCUCCUCCGUUCCGCUCUCCUCCUCCGUCUGCUUUCCUUUCCUCCUCUCCUCUCCCCGCCCUUGCCCAGUAAACAUGGUCUCUUUCUCAACCCCCCCCAAAGGCUUAGAGAUAAUUUCUUUCCUGUGAACUUAAAGGCACACGUCCUCUCGCACCACCCUCAAUGGUUCGAUUUGCCAGUCAUGCAGUCUGGAAUGGGAUAGAAAAUAAGCUCCUUUCCCUCCUCAGCUUUAUUUUGCUUUGCUUUGCUUUGCUGUGAUCACACAAACAGUGCAGAUGUCUGGAGUGUUUGCUGUUUGUUUUUAAUCCUGCUCAUGGUGAUGUAGCAUUCCCUAUGUACAUAAAAAAUAAAAAAAACCUUAAACUGACUAAAUGUGAAUGCUGUCCUGUUGUGCAAAAAUAAGUCGUCUUCUGUUGAAGGUAGGACAGAAAUGGAUAAGGGCUUGGAUUUUCUUUUUGAGACCUGCUUAUAGUCCACUGUGUAGCCCUGUUAGCUCAUUUAAAAGAUGACUUUUGUAAUUAAUUUUCAUGGUGGAUUAGAAUACUUCAAGAGGGGGGUGUCAACAAACAGUCUCUUGGUUGUUCGUGUCUGUUUCAUACUUGCUGAUAUUUUGCUGAAGUGAGGGCCAUUGUCAUGUCUUGUCUUAAUAGCAAAAUGCCCUUCCUAAUGUUGGGUGGGAUAUGUGUGAGGAGAGAGGAAGAAUCCCUGGGAGGUACCUGCCAAUGAGGAGUGUAGAAUGGCAGCUGAUUAGUUGCCAGUUACUGUUUUGGGGUUACCAUGGUGGGGGAACACGCCUUUACUGGUAAUUUUUGGGAGGCAGUGACUGAGGCAGGAGCUGUUUCAGUCAGCACCUUGAAAGCAUAGUUGCUAUCUGCGCAGGAGCUCCUGGCAUAUAGGGUGUUGAUGACUACAGGAGCCACAGUGCUGAAUAAGAAGAUAACUCUUGCUUCCACACUGGCCUUCCAUUGGUUACAUGUGAGGUCUAGGAACUUAAAGCAUACAUAUUUUCCACUUCUCAUCCUCACCUCCCACAUUCUGCCUUUACCUUCCAACAGAUAUUGGUAAAGUUACACAUUUUCCUGUGCUCUUCAUCUUCCUCCAGUGGUGGCAGAUGCUUCACGUCAGAGGACCACCCCAGCAGCUGUUUCUGGGACUGGGCCACACAUAGGCAGAUGUCAGGUUUUUGUCUCCAUACAACACUUAUUUUCCUGGAGGAAAAUAAAAUCCAUUUACAUAGAUUUAAGUGGAUGUAAAAGGUUAUAGUCAGAGAUACUCCUGAGGGAAAAGGUAAAUCCAUUCCCCACCCAUGGUGAUUCCUGGACAUUAAUAAUGAAGAUUGGUCCUAUCUGCACAACUGUGUCAUGAUUUCUCUUUUUCGGUCACACUGAAUUGUGACAAACAGUUAGGAGAUGGCUUAUUUAUGUAGAAAUGUUUAUUUUACUCACAGCAAUAUUGUUUGCCCACUUAAAAUUAAUUAUAUACCCUUUUUAGGUUAUUACAUACCCCUUAUAGGUUAGAUGCAUUCCAUUGCUUGGAAAAUUCUGUACAAUCCAAAAUAAGUCUUUUGUGCAGCAGCAUUACAGGAAAAAUGUGGAAGUAUUGUACUUAUGAGUCCAGUAAGUCACAGGUUUAUUAAACCUCAGUGACUGAGAUUUAAUGCACUGAAGCAUAUGCAUGAAUGAUUACAUAUUUACUAACUGAAUAUUUAUAUGCUGCUUUACUUUUGCCCAUGGUGGCUCACAGAGCAAAUAAAACAUAAUUUUAAAGCAACAAUAUUUAUAACCAAUGUAAAACAAUACACCUAGGCAUAAUAAGAGACAAUAUAUCUUCUAAACCUUAUGCAGGGCAGAGAUAGAAUAACACCUUCUGCUAUCAACAGGGGGGACCUCAGGGCAAUUGUGCUAAAAGCCCCCUCUUGGUAGCUGCUGUUAUUGGUGAAGUGAAAGUAUACAAGGUCUUGUCGCUUAAGUGUACGUGCAACAUUGGCUGAUAUAGGGGAAGACAGUCUCUCUGGAUCUUAGGCCCCAAAGAUCUUUAGAGUUAAGCAUCAUCACCUUGAACUGAGCCAGGAAUGUGCUAGCAGUGGUACAGUUGCUGCAGCACUGGCUGAAUAGGCUCUCACCUUCCAAUGUUCAGUAAGAGGCAGGUGGUGGCAUUCUACAUCAGCUGCAAAAAGUCUACAUUGUAGUCCCAAUGUAGCAUACAUUACAUGUAAUCAAUCCUGGACAUAACAAGAAAAUGCAUCAGCAUAGCCAGGUCUCAGUUCUCCAAGAAGAGACUAGGCCUAGGAAGACGAUAAAAAUGGCUUCCUAGCUACUGCUAUUACUGGUGUAUCCAAAAAUGAGGAGAUAGGGAUGUUUCAACUCCAUCUAUCACAGGCAUACUAACCCCUUCCAAAGCCGUCUUGCCCUCUUUAAUACCAUCCAUUUGUCCUUAGCCUCCAUACACUUAUUUACGAGCAUCUUCUGGAUGUGUACAUUGAUUACACUCAACCCCAAAGCUCUAGAUCAGGGGUGUCUGUUUCCUGGCACAGUCAUUUUUUGUCUCUCCCAAGACCUGCCAAUUUUGGCAAUGACCAAAAAAGGGGGGAAAAGGGGGGGGAGAGAAAGAUACAGCACUAGGGUAGACAGCGUGUUUUAAACCUCUCCACCCAACCUCUCAUCAGUCAUCAGAUUGAUCAGUUGAUAAGCAGGCAGGGGGUGAUAACCCCUUCUGAACAGCUGGUCAGCAUGGAUCAACAGGAGGGUCUGCAUCCUGUGUCUGUAUUUGUGAGAGAGUGGGAUGGUCACACCCAUCACUGGCAUGCAGUUGCCAGAGGGCUUCCUUGGGACAAAAGAGGUUAGCCACCCCUGCCCAAUUCCCAUAAUGCUGAACUGAUACCCCCAGAUUGAAAAAGUCAUAGGAGAACCCUGCGUGUGUGUGUGAGGGGGGGGGGCGGAGAGAGAGAUACAUGUCUGUGCAGGCUUGCAGUUCUGCAUCUUGAUCCUGUACAAAUCGCAUGGAGUUUAAUGGGUUUUAAUUUCAAGUAAGAAGGCAUAGGAUUUCAUCCACUAAUCAAGGCUUUCAGGAUGCAGUUUUAUAAUAAAAGCUAUGUCUUUAUUCAUACAUUGUUAUAUUGAAUAUUUGUGCCAAAGUGUAUCAAAUUAAUGAGUGGAGAUUUAGCAAAAAAAUUAUUCAGGUUGAUGUCUUCAUAAUAAUCUUGCUAAUACUGCUUAUAUUAUAUGCCUUCUCUUACUAUUUUUUGUACCUUGUUUAGGCAUAAUUAGUAUUCACUAAUUUCAGUGGUUCUAGCCCAGUGUUGGCCAAACUUGGGUUUCCAGCUGUUUUGGGACUACAAUCCCCAUCAUCCAUGACCACUGACCCUGUUAGCUAGGGAUGAUGGGAGUUGUAGUCCAAAAACAGCUGGAGACCCACGUUUGGCCAACACUGUUCUAGCCAUACUUGGAGUAGAACAAUGAAAUCAAUGGACUUAGCUCAGCCAUGAGUAACUUAAGUCCACUCAUUUCAGUGGGUCUAAUCUGAUUAUGACUUAGUUGGAUACCAUAUUAUGAAUUUUCAGUAAAACAUCAGUUUGCCUGAUCUUUCUAACCUGUAUACUCUGUUGGCUUCCCUAUGCUUAAUGUUUUCCACCAUUAUCAUAGCUGGCAGCUCACUGUGUAAAAUAAAUACAUAAAUAAAGCAGUUUUGGCAUCAAGGACUAUUUUUUUCUGGUUACUGGAAACCUGCCUGGUAUUCUACAGUGCUUCCUCCUUGCCUUUGGUACUAUUCAGCUGCAUCACAAGUGGUUUUUCUUUUCCUCCCAUUAUGUCCUUGGAGAUACAGUGGUGCCUCGCAAGACGAAAUUAAUCCGUUCCGCGAGAGUCUUCGUCUAGCGGUUUUUUCGUCUUGCGAAGCAAGCCCAUUGACGGAUUAGCGCUAUUAGCGCUAUUAGCGGUUUAGCGGCUAUUAAAGGCUUAAAGGCUAAGGGGAUUAGCUGCUAAAAGGCUAUUAAAGGCUAUUAAAGGCUUAGCAGAUUAGAUAAAGGGGGGGAAAAGCGAAAAAAAAUCUCAAGACUCGCAAGGUAUUUUCGUCUUGCGAAGCAAGCCCAUAGGGGAAUUCGUCCUGCGAAGCAACUUCAAAACGGAAAACCCUUUCGUCUAGCGGUUUUUCCGUCUUGCGAGGCAUUCGUCUUGCGGGGCACCACUGUAUUAAAAUAUUUGAAUAAGUGACAGAUUUUGAAGAACUGCCUUGCUGGAUUAGAUCAAGAUUCAUCUAGUUCAGCAUGUUGUUUCCAACAGCAGCUAGCCAGAUGCCUCUGAAAGCUUACAAGCAAGGUAUUAAGUUACAAUCAUUUCUUUUAGUUUUGUCUCAAGUGUCUGAUAAGCAGAGAUAUACUGCCACUGAAUAUGAAUGUUCCAUUUAUUUAUCAUGGCUAAUUAACAGACCAAUUUUUCUGUUCCCUGUUAAGCUCUAGCUGAGUUCAUGGCCAUCACCUUAACUUGUAAUAGUGAAUUAAACAUUAAAUUAUGGCCAUGAACUCAGCUAGAGCUUAACAGGCAUGAAAAAUAUUUUUGUAAACUACAGAUACAGUAUAGUAAGGUCAUGCAUAUUUGCUCUCAGAUUGGUGGGCACAGGAGUAUAUCUCUUGCUGCAAUGGCCUCAGUAGAAGAGGUAGAGGAAAUGUGGUUUUGUGGGUGAAAAGAGUAUGAGAGGUCAGGGAUCUAGAAAGAGAGAAAAUGAGCAUUGGCUGCCUCUAGCAUUUACUUAUACUGUAUGGAAAUGAUUUGAUACUUCCUUACACACCAAACUUUAUCCAAGAAAGGCUGUUGGCACCAAUCUGGCAUUGAAACCUGAAUGUUCUGGUUACACAUUUGCUAAAUAGUCCAAGUACAGAGAUCAUGAAGUCCCAUUCACUUUCUUUUUCAGAAAGGAGGAUUCAGUGGAAACUCCUUGUACUUCUAGUCAUCUAGUUGGUAGGGGAUGGUGGGACUCUGAAAAGUGGUGGGUGUGGUCUAUCUUAUACCUCACCUAGGUUUAGAGUAUUUAACAAAUAUUAUUUAUUUAUUUAAUUUGUAUAUUGCUCUUCAUCAGGAAUUUUGUUUACAUCAGGAAUAUGUGUCUGACUUUAUCCUUCCCUAGAUAGAGAUGCAAAAAGCAACAUCUUUAAAUUAUUGACAGAUACCAAUAAUCAUUUCCUUUUAAAACUCUAAUUUAGCAGCAUUAGAGUUGUGAGACUGAUUCCAGUUGUGAUAAACUAUUAUGUAGUCACCAGAGUCCUUAGAAUAUCAGAGAUUUCAAUUUGAUACAUACAUUUUGAUAUAGAUAGAAUUUGAUAUCAACUCGUGAUACCUAGAGUUUCAGUAAACUCAUUAAUUUGGAGGGAAUUUGCUUAGUAAUAAUAGAAAUGGUCAGAUAUACAGUAUUGAUAAUUUUUGCAUAAAAUGUUAAGGGGUAAAUUCAGAAGCAAGCAAAACAUUUAGAACUUGUGCUGCUAUUUUAUACAAAAAGACCGGUUUUUGUCCAUGUCAGUCAUGCAACUAUAUAUAACAGUCUUCUCACAUUCAUACAUAGGCAGCCAUGCAUUGCUCUAGGGUGAAUCUGUAUACAGAUGUAAUAUCAGGUUUCUAGCAGCUAUGUUGACACCGUUUUCUAAAUUUGCACUUGAAAGACAUUACAUGCUAUCCAUUCAAAUAAAAUGAAAUGCAAAUAGAUUUUGCAGGUCUGAAACCAUAUUUGGUGUUCAGAUUUGAGAAGAUCGGUAUUCUGUAAAAUGUAUGGUGUCAUAACUGCCAGGUGAUACAGUGAACAAAUUCCCUUGCUAUUGUGCUUUUGAGGAUAAGUGCCUUCUGUGUGGAAGUGAUAGCCUCAGAUGGUUCCCAAAGGGCAUUGCUUUGCAUUGUAAAACCACUGCCAAAUAUUGCAGUAGGCUACACAGCAAUCUGUUAAAUGUUCAGUGGUGAGAAAUGUUAGUAAUUAAGUCCUCAGAAAUUUGCAGUUUCAGUUUAUUAUGUAUUUAUUAAUAUAUAUGUGCUUACUGAUUAUGAGUGUUCAUUUACUCUGUUCUAGAUUAUAUGACAGAUAUGAAUACUAUGAAAUUUACUGCAUAAUAUUGUAAAAUAAAGAUUAAUUGUGAAAGUCCCUGUAUGCUUUCAAAAGUAAAAACAUUUGUGCAUGAAAAUUCAAUAAUAAUUAUCAAUGAAGAGAAAUAAAGUAAUUUCAUGUUUUCACAAAAUAAAUCUAAGGUGCAGCAAUAACAGUGAUAAUCAUGUUGGGGCCUUUUUAGAUUUCACUGCUUGUUGUCUGUAUAAAGCCAUCUGUUGAGAACAGAGCACUGGACUUGAUAAGACUAUUGAUACAAGCCAGCAGAGUUCUCCUCAUGUUCUAUGAAAACAUGGGAGUUACGAAAAAUCUAAUCAAGUGAUUUUUAAUUUUCAUAUAACAUUUAUGCCUUCAUCAGCUGUACUUGCUCCAGAAUGUUGACAGGAUGUAUAUCUGGAUGUGCAUUCUGUUGAAAGUAAUGCAGUGCAUCUAGUAUUUGAUGCUCAUCUAAUUUAUGUCCAUAGUUGAGAAUCAUUGAAGAAGAUCUGCAGCCAGAAACCAUUUGGGCUUGCACAUCUCCUGUAGAUUGGAACACUGGAAUAUAUUUCGUUAACACUAUAUUUCAGGCAAUUCUAUUUUGUUUGGUAGACUGUGAGAUGUGAUACAUCUACAAUAAAAUACUCAUUUUUGCAAGAAAUUAUUUCAGCUGGUGGUACUUUCCCUUUGUUUUAACAUCGAAGCAAUGCCUGCAACGAAACCAGGAAUAUUAUGGUUUAGCAUUAUUUAUACCCAAUUUUAAAAAAUAACAUUGAAAAUAUUGGUGCAUAUUUUGACAGUUGCUUUAAGUUUUCUUUGCUUCCAAAGAUAUACAUUACUGGCAGAAGAGUCAAGGCAGUUUAAUUUAUUCUGCUACUAAGCUUACAGUUUUAAAUUGGGUGAAAUUGAAUGGUGCCCAUCCACCAGUGGAACAGACACCAUUGGCAGAAUGAAUUCUCCCCCCACCCGCAAAGCUCCACAUGCACACAUGUAUGUGAGUGAAAGUCACACUUUAGAUAUUUGUGGUGGGCAGGAGGGGGGGGAAAGGAUGGGCUUUAGAAGAAUGGCUAAUCUGUGGCACUCCAGAUGCUGGACUCCCAACUGCCUACAGCCCCAGCCAAUGUGACCAACUGACAUAGUUGAUGGGAGCUGCAGUCAAAUAACAUUUAGGACAUUUUAAUGUAUUUUUAAUCUUUGUUGGAAGCCGCCCAGAGUGGCUGGGGAAACCCAGCCUGAUGGGUGGGAUACAAAUAAUAAAUUACUAUUAUUAUUAUUAUUAUUAUUCUUCUUCUUCUUCUUCUUCUUCUUCUACAGUCUUUGCCUCAAGAUAUACAUUAAUUAGCCUCUAAUCAUUCAAAAUAGCUUUACUAGCCAACAACAUACUGAUGCAUUGGAGAAAUAAGGUGUCACCACACUUUGACAAGGCUCCAUAAUUUGGUAAAGAAUGUUUGAUGAAAUUCUUUAUACUUUCUUUAUCAAGAUAAUUAUUUUUUUCUGACCAGGGUCUUUCAGAUAUCUUUAAUGGGCCAAGCAAUCCUAUGAAUGUGGCUUAUGUCAGCAUAACUUCCCAUGUCCCGUCUAUUAUGCAUAUAAACCACAGACGUAUUGACAGAAACUGGUGGAUUAUUUUUAUGCUGUUACUUAGUUUUAGCAUAUUCUCUUCUAGGGAUCAGUUGAAAUAACAGUAGCUGUUAUGGCUUGGUUGUAAUACAUGGUCAAAGAUGAGGGCUACUAGCCAUGACUUUUAUAUCCAUUAAAAAACAUAGUGAUCAAGAAAUAACUCCUUAAACGUGACUGCAUUACAUCUCCAUUUUACAAUAAUGCAAAUCAGAAUACAACUGCGAAGUUCCAUGAUAAUGGCAACCUGCAGACUCAUUUUUCAUUUUCAUGUAUAGUUAAUGUGUUCUAUAUCAUUUUAAAUAUCAUUUCAGAAAGUUUCAUUAUCUGGCAACAGUUUUUCAAAAUGACAUUUUACAUGUGAGUAAAACAACAGCAGUGCCAUGUACGACUCAAAAUCUUUCUUUCCCCCUUCCCUAAAGUUCAGUGAAAGACCUCUCCCAAGACAACAGAGAAAAGGUUAAUGAUACUUGAUUGCAUUGAUAGUAUUGCUUUUUCAUUGGUGUAAUAACUAUAAAUUUUAUGUUUCAAACAAAAUCAUACUAGCUAAGGCCAAUAAAACUUAAAUUGGUUGAGUGUGUUGGAUUAGUCACACAGCACAUACAUUCUCCACCAACAAUUGAAAAGGAAAAACUAUGUUUUAACUUUUUUCUCCACUUUGAUGUUCUUCGUAUUAAGAAAACGUGAUAUUAACUGAAAUGUGUUUUAUGUAUAACAUUUUUUUUUUGUGAUGUAACACCACAAUGGUGCAACUUACCUAGCAUAAAUGUGUUGACAUGGGUGUCAUUUAAACCUCUUUUUAGGACUGUCAUCUUUUAUUCUCUGAAAUGGUAGUAAUGAUUAGGAGAGCAUUCCUAUGCAGAAGAAACUGGCCCAAAGCAAGCUGGUGUAAAUUAAGCUGAAGUACAGUUACACCAGAUCCAGACUUUGUUCAGCAGCGGGGCUGCUGCUGUUGCUCUCCCUAGGUCUGUCACAGGGAAAACAAGCCUUUAAAAUAGUGUUGUACACCAGUAGCCAGGGCAUGUGGUUGAGCUGAGCGGGCUUGAGCCUCAGCUGAGUCAGAAUGAGCAAGUUAAGCAAGUAUAUGUUUGGAUGAACUAAUGUUGGCAGCUUAAUGCCAUUGGAGAUCUGAUGCAUCCAAAGUUGCUCAUUACAGUGGUUCUUGACAUAGGAUUGCCCCCAAAGCAAUGUAGAGCAUCUUACAGAGUUUUACACAAAAAAGGUGCCUGCCCUCAAAAAGCUUACGGUCUGAAAGACAGAUCUGGCAAGGGUGGAGUGAACAUAUGUUACUGCUUUUAGAAGAAAGAUAAUAUAAUUAUGUGUCAAUAUAUUGUUGCAUGUCAUCCCAAUCUCUGAGCGGUGCAAGUUCCGGAGGGUUCCAGGCACUUACCCAGGGGUUGUGUUUCCUUCAGAAUGAGGUACAGUGGAGACUGCGGUGUCUUUAUGAUAUAUGGUUAAUUUACACAUAUAUACAACCUGAGCCUACAAUGGAGGAGUUCACAGCAUUAAGACCCCAAGGGAGUCUUGCUACUUUCAAAGCUGCAGCCUGAGAUUCAAGCAGAAAUCAAGCAUUGCGAGAAGCCAAACUACAGGGAACCAGGCAGAGGGCCUUCUCGGUAGUGGUACCCGCCCUGUGGAACGCCCUCCCACCAGAUGUCAAAGAGAAAAACAACUACCAGACUUUUAGAAGACAUCUGAAGGCAGCCUUGUUUAGGGAAGCUUUUAAUGUUUGAUGCAUUACUGUAUUUUAAUAUUUUGUUGGAAGCCGCCCAGAGUAGCUGGGGAAGCCCAGCCAGAUGGGUGGGGUAUAAAUAAAUUAUCAUCAUCAUCAUCAUCAUCAUCAUCAUUUCUCUCUCUCCCUCUUUCUCUCUCUCGUUUCCCAGACUAUUGCUUCUAGCUUCUAUCUCACAUAAUUAAAUUUUCCAUUCUACCCUUGUGUCUUUAUAUCAGCAAGUUGGGGGAGAAGGGCCAACCCAUUUAUUGUCUGGCACGAAGCCACUUCCUUUGUUACUUUAAUGGCCCAUUAUUUCACCAGGAAGUUAGCCUCGCUAUCCAAGGAAUUUGAAUCCUAGGUUAGAUUUUAACACUUGCUGGGCCCAGGAAUUAGAAGGGUUUCAGCAUGCAGCCUACCCCUCCCCCCCAACUCACAACACUAUUUAAUAAUCAGGGAAUAAUGUCCCUAUGGGAAAUGUGAUUAUGCUGAAAUAAAGCGCAGAAGCAGUCACUGAUGUGCUGGAGUCAUCUGGCAAAGUUGUUGAGUUUGAUCCUGGUAAAUUGAAAAGGCAAUUAGUUAGCCAAGUGAUGGAAUAUGAUAUUCAUUAGUAUGAAAUCAUCUUUUUAAAUAGGAGGGCUUCUGUGGCAUUUGUCUUCCCUGCAAAUGACAGAGGUUAGGUUGAACAGAAACAAAAAACAAGCCUAAGUUGCUGUGAGCAUUUUGACUUUCCACAUGGGCUUGAUGCUGACAUGCAACUUAUGAAUGCCUAGUAAAGUGUGAGAUGCACAGAAUCUUGCUUUGGAGGCAUUUAUUUGUAGAUGGCUUGGCUAUCAAUGAAUUUUCACAUCUUACAUUGGUCAUCUUAAAAUUGAACACAGUUCAUUUCCCAGAAAACAUUUUUUUGACAGUUUCCAAUAAGCACUACCAUAAAUUUGACACUUGCCCAUAAAAUAAUUGCUCUUUAUGUAUAUUGAUGCAAAUGGAAAAAUCCUGAUUCCCACUUUUAGAGAAAACACCUAAGUUAUAAAUUCUUCAGGUUGUAAAAUUGUUACAUUGGUCACAGCUUUUGAAACACAAUAAAAAUAAAGCAUUUAAUUUGUGGCAUACUCUUUGCUUAUUUUUGUAGGGAUGAUCAAGGCAGUUAACAAAAAGUUUAAUGUUAGUUGGAGCUCAGUAAUAUUAGCUAAAAUACAAACUAGGUAAAGAAGCUUACCAAUGUUACAUUGGUCACUACAGAAUUACUCAACUUUAGGAUUCUAACGCACUGUUAAAUGUCAAUCUUUUUCUUUUAGUUAAUCAUUGGUGAAAUUAUUUUCUGGAAUAUUCAAAUAACAAAUAUACAUGGUAUAUUACAUAUGCUACAGAUGUUUUUAUCUUACAGUUUUGAUGUUAGAUCUUUAAUGCGGCUAAAUUUUGGAAAUAUAAAUGAAAGUCUUUUUUGUCUCACACUUCAGAAAGUCAUUUCUUUUAUUUGAAAGAAAAGUAAAAUGGAGCUAGGGAGCUGUGAAUAAGGAGCUAAAAACUAGUUUCUGGGUACCAUUUAGAAGACAAUAAAAGGAUGUUUGAUGCUGUAUUUUCACACUGCUUGCUUUUAACACUAACAGGAACUACUGCUCAUGUAACUUGCUUUUGGCUGCAAUCCAAAGAAAGGAAAGAGCUGUGUGGCUUACCAGAGCCUUGUUUGCUGUUUUUGCUGCAGCAAGAGACAGCCAAAGUAACAAGUAGGUUUUAAACCUAAACUGGCAAUUUAAGUUUAGGGUAUAGGUUUAACUGUUUCUGCUAUCUUGUGUAUACUGUUUAGAGUUAAGAUACCAUUUGGUCAAUUGUUUUAUGUCCUCAAUAUAAUCAUUCUAGUUCAGACUCUGUAUACACAAUACUAGAAUGAAAGGAACUGUAACACCAGUCAGUAGAUGCAGGAUCCUGAGUUGGUUCUGUGUUCUGGCAUUGCUCUAUUGAGUCUCAUGUUGGCCAGGUGGUUUUAGCUGGCUUGUUAAAGAAGUCAUAAUCAUGUAUCAGUUUUCUUUCAGGACCAUAUGGUGAGUCACCAUGUGAUGAAACUAGUUAUAUCACAAUCUGGAUGACUGAUAACCUGAGUCUACCUGCUGCCUUCCUUCCGGAUAGGAGUUAAAACAGCACUAGCUAAACUGAUGAACCACAUUCUUAAUCACACCAGUUUCAUAGGCAGACCACACAAGCCCUAAACCUGGGCGUAGCCAACCUUUUUGGAUCAGUGGGUGCAUCUUGAAGUUUGAUAGAGUGCUGUGGGGUGACAGUCACGAAAAAAGCUGCUGGGUGUUUGUGAUAACACAAAAUGGUUGAUAAGGGGAGUGUGGCAUAAUACAAACUUAGAGAGAAAGAUGGCCCAAACCAUCUUAUGCGUACCAUGGGAAGUGAGCUAUGUGUUACUGUUUCUGAUUGUAGAGAUAACACAAUAUUGUUAUAAAAUAACACACACACACACUCACACUCUGAUGGUGAUGCUGCCUAAUAGCAACAGCGAGUGUUCCUCAGAAUCAGAGAAAAUACAAAGGUGGCCACACCAUGCUCACACUCACUUCACAGAAAUUGCUUGAAAGGUCCUGACCGUCUUGCCCCAUAACUUUCUUCCUAAGCAGGCUAGAGAUCUACCUUUAAAAAAAAUUCAGGGAGUCGGGGCACCUGCUUAGGGACAACAAUGAAAGCCUUUGGGGGCCGGGUUGGUGAACUGUGCCCUAGAUUUUCCCAGGAAUGAAAAUUGAACUCUGAUUUUAGGGUGCAAUCAGACCUUACCACACGCAGGAAGUAUCAGCUAUCUUGCAAAUAAAUGAAUAAGUAUUGUUAGUAAUGCAAAGAAAGGGAGCAGGGGGAGAGAAAUUAACUACAAAUACAAGGAAAGACUGGCCUAAAAGCAGAAACAUCCACACACACAAUAUGCUUUGUAAGAUAUUGUAAGCCACCACAUCUGAAAUUCCCACUUUAGGAAACUAAAGGCAAGGGUAACAAGGUAAAAAAUGGCAUGCCUUCAUCCCUGGAAAUAGGGAUAGGCAUUAUAUAAUAAUAUGAAGGGGUCAUAGGCACGGUUCUAGUUGAAGGGUGUGCUUCUUGAGUUUCUAACCCACUUAUAUCAUGUAAAUUGGGAGGUUCCUGGGCUUUUUCCUCAGAAGGCAAGAAAAUAGGACAGUGCUGCACUUUAUAGCCCUCUUUCAGAUGUGCUAUUCUUUAGUAUCCUUCUAGUGGCCCUGUGCUGAAUUAGUCUCCUCUACAGGAUCUCUGCUGAUAGUCUCUUAGAUUGUGUAAUAGCAUGGCAUUAAGUAGGUGUUGCUGUGUUUUUAUGCCCCAUAGGCAUUACAGGCUACUAAACAACUCAGCUGCUGAAUGCAUAUACAGAGGUACCUCGGGUUACAUAUGCUUCAGGUUACAUAUGCUUUAGGUUACAGACUCCGCUAACCCAGAAAUAGUACCUCGGGUUAAGAACUUUGCUUCAGGAUGAGAACAGAAAUCGUGCUUCAGUGGCGCGGCGGCAGCAGAAGACCCAUUAGCUAAAGUGGUGCUUCAGGUUAAGAACAGAUUCAGGUUAAGAACGGGCCUCCGGAAUGAAUUAGGUACUUAAUCCGAGAUACCAUUGUAGCCAGCUAGUAUUCAUUGUUUUGAAAAAUAAAGAGUUAGUUACAGAUUUCCAGAAUAUUGCAGUUAAAGUCUACAUUAUUUGUGUUAUUCUGCAAUGAGGCUUCCAGGAAGAUACUCAAAAUUUAAGACUUGAGGAAUAUAGAAAGGAAAUUGCUCUACAUUUUCAAAGUGUUCAGCAAUAAAAAGUGGAUUAUGUUUUAGGACUUAGAAGAUAUCAGAACAAAGUUCUAAAUAGAACUUGAGUUUUCUGUGCAAGUUGCCAAGAAAUAAUCCUGUGCACUAGCUUCCAAAUUGGUUAUUUUAUUUUAACACCCUACAGCUGUAUUCAGUUGUUACCUAACACUUACUCCAAGUAAUUCAGAUCACAAAUACAAACCUCUUGCUAGCUCUUACUAUGUUUUCUUUUCCUUAACUGUCUUUUGCUAUUCUGUGUUUUCCUAGCAGCUUAGUCAUUUUUCUCAUUCUUUUAAUUUAUGCUAAGAACAGCCGAAAUGACUGUUAGCAAUUAAACUGACCAGGCAUAUUCUGUGUGUGUGUAUGUGUGUGUCUGUUAGUCUGUCCUAGGGCAAUGUUCCCUGAGUGAGGCAGAGGAAGUAACUGAAUCUCAUUUCCACUGGUGUGCUUCCUAUACAUAUCACCACUCUUGUUUUUGACCAAGGUCAUGCUGCUGUACUUUUACAAGGUAAUGGAGUACAAGAUAGUGCCUCAUUUUAUAAUGUGGGUUCAUUUAGACAAACUUACUGAACAUUAGAGUGAGAAAUAAAACACAUUAUUAAAACUUUGCAAGCUGCAGCUCUUGCUAGUGAUAACUACAAUAAACAUGUAAUAAUGAGAAUGUAUCCUUAACUGCUUUUCUGGGAAACAGAGUAAAUCAAGGACAUAGCUUGUUUUUCAAGCUGUUUUAAAGUGGAGCUUUAAACAAGGGACACUCUGGGCCCAGGGAUCAAAGGUGACAUGUAUGUCAUUUGCUUUUCAGCCAACUUCAAAUCUGGUUAUUCAGGUGCUUUAGCUCACUUUUACAAUUACAAGAAAAAUGUCUGUAUAUAUAAAUCUGAUUAAUAAAAUGAUUUAAAAAAGAAACUAAAAUCCAGUGGUUGUGCAUGCAAAGCCUGUCCUUCCAAUUAGCAGUAUUCUAGAAUCUGUACUGGCAAGCACUGCUGAGCAAUAGUACAGAAAGCCGUAUACAUCCUGCUAUAGUCGUUUAGUGCAGUAGGCAUUGGCAAUGAAUGUGAACUGUAAUCAGUUUGCACUGGUUGUCAGAAGCUUUUCAGCAGAUGCAGUGUGGAAACACCAGCUCUGUUCAGCCUUCUCUUUUUCCCACCAUAGGUGCCUGCAAAUAUCUGCUAGUAACCCAGACCAUUUCUCCUCUGGUUGGUUUUCAGUGGUGGAAAUCGCAUAAUACAGUCCAUACAUAUUUCCACACAUCUUCACAGCAGCUUGUGCAAGGUAGCUAAUUUCAAUAAUAAUGAUUCUUACAAUCUUUAAAUAUGAUUAAGUUUCCUUAAGACUAAUGAAAUGAACUUAGUCCCACAUGUUUGGCUAAGAACUGACGUAUAGCAAUUUUUAGCAUGCCAAUAAAAAUUUCAGAAAGUAGUCUGCAUAGUGCCAAAAACAAAUAAAUAGAUAAAUGGCAAAGCGGCUUUCAGAAAUUAGAACUGGCUUUUCCAUAGAAAUUGAAAUAACAUGUUUUAUCUUAUGCUGUCAGUCAGCUGGUGGCAAGGUUUCAAUCAGUUUAAUAGAGAAGCAAUUUUCAGCUAUUUCACUUGUAGCUUGUAGACCCCUAAGUCUUCUGCAGAGGGUGGGGGACCUUCCAGGACAGAGCAGAAAGUGGUAAGGGGGAUUGCUGAGAAUUGCACCCUUCUCCAUUCUGCUGAUGGAAUCCUUACCAUCACCAAGGGAUACAAUCCAUACAGUACUUGAGUAAUUUUAGGCUGGGAUCCAAUAGACAGUUACAUAUAUUUAGCCCUGUUUAGAUAUGUGAGUUUAAGCCUUCAAACUACAGGUUUAUAGCCUUAUGUAAAACCAUCUCUAAAGUCGUAAGUGGAUUACAAAAAUAGAACAUAAAGCAAUAAAGCAGUAUAAUAAAAACAGAUACAACAUAAAAAUCAGUAUCAUUAAAACUAAAUUUGGAAAAAAAUCAGUAAUAACGGUCCAGUCUCAUGGGUGAGGAAGUCUGAUGUUUAUUAAUUACAGUCAUAUACAUAAUCAACUUUAAUUAAAUGUCAGUAGAUACAAGGUGUAGUCUAGCAAGGAAUACUUACAAGCCCUAUGCUAUUCACUUCAGUGGAUCUUGCACAGGGAUGACAUGUGACCUGUUACCUCCAUAAUAUUACCAUUACUGUAUUCGUUUAUGCCUGGUGUAUUUAAUGAAUUGACAAUCUCUUUUGAUCGCAUAUGAAUUUUCUAGCCUCAGAUUUUUUCCAAAUAAUUAUUAAUUAUUGGAGCUUGCAGAAGAAUAGUGGGUGAUUGUGGUUCUUCAUGUGAAUUAAUUUGAGGGUGAAAGGGCUUUUAAAUUUUUUUUUGCAAGGGUCACUUAGCAGUAACAUCUUAUGCUCUAUUAAUAGAUUCAGUUUGUAUUCCAUUGUUUAGAAAAUUAAACUUGUGUUCAAUUUUCGCUUUAAAUUGAUCUUAACCCUGUAAAUCAUUUCCCCAAAACCUUUUAUACUGAUGAUUUACAAUGAAUUGAAAAAAAUGUUUAAAAUAACUUUUGUUAAAAAACCAGAAGCAUUUUUAAUAGGUAUUACAGGAAUGAAUAUACCGAAAGAAUACAAUAAUUUGUUCAUGUAUGCAACCGGCCCCACGGAUAUUGUUAGCCCAACACUGGAAAGAAGAACAAGUCCCUGCUAAAGAAGAUUGGCAACUUAAAUUAAUGGAAUAUGCCAAAAUGGCUAAAUUAACUGGAAGACUUAGAAAUCAAGACAACAACAAAUAUAAAAAAGAAUGGAAAAUGUUUAUUGCAUAUUUACAAAAGCAUUGUAAGGAAGUUAAUACAGUAGCAGGUUUUUUUUAAAAAAAAUACUUGUAAUAUUAAGGAGAAUGUUUAAAUUCAGAAAUUAUUAAAGAUAAAGAAAUUUUUGACAUGUUUAAAUUAAGAUAAUACAAAAGAACCAGGGGAGGGAGUGGGGGGAAGUUGAGGGAUCUAAGUAAUCCCAAAAUUUGAAUUUAUUACGGUGUGAAAAUGUUUUAUUUCCCUUUUUUCUGUCUUUUAUUAUCUUCCUUUUUUGGUUUAUUUUCUCUUUUUAUAUUUAUGCGAUGAUAAUGUUUAAUUUUGAAAAAUAAUAAAAAAUAUUAUAUAUAAAAAUGGAUCUUAACCCUAAGAACUGCUUUCCAUGCCCCACAUUAACACAUCUGGAGUAAAACAGCAAUUUUGCCAAAAUUUUGCUUCUUUUGUUUUGAAUAAGAUUGGUAAAAAGAGGUGUAAUACAAAUAUUGUUCACAAGGUCUAUUUUGCUAUCAUUCAGUUAUUAAUAAUUUAUUCCAUCAUCCUUUUAGAUAUUUAAUAAAACAUUUGAGCACAUACAGUUUUUUAUGAUGCUAUUUAGAAUACAUUACUAUUGUACAUUUGUGAUAAGUAUUCCUUUUAUAUAUGCAUAUUGAUUGAAGUCUUUUAAUUUGCUAGAUAAUGUUUUAUUCUUUUCUUUCUCCUUUACAGGAAAGCCAUAGCCCAAUCUUAAAUCAUGCUGUGGCAAUACAUACAUUAUUUAGAUAGGAUGAACCUAAAUUUUACACUAUUGUUGAGAAAAAUUAUAUUUUGCUGGGAUUGCAACAAUGUUCCUCUGGUUUUCCAAGCAAACAUGCUAGUUUGCUUGUUUAGGAUUGGGGCAGUCUUCACUGCCUCAAUGAUGAUUUUAUUUUAUUUUUUAAAUUUGCCAAUUACUUUAUCUUGUCCAGGGCAUGAAUGAAUUUAUCACUGUAUGCCUAAAAGUGUGAACCUACAAAUUAGAAUACUCUUUACUUCAGUUUUGUUGGUUAGAGAAUCUGUGUUAAGUAAAAGGUAAAGGAUCCCUGGACGGUUAAGUUCAGUCAAAGGCGACUAUGGGGUUGCAGCGCUCAUCUCGCUUUCAGAACGAGGGAGCCGGCGUUUGUCCACAGACAGCUUUCCGUGUCAUGUGGCCAGCAUGACUAAACCACUUCUGGCACAACGGAACACUAUGACAGAAACCAGAGUGUAUGGAAACACCAUUUACCUUCCUGCCACAGCAGUACCUAUUUAUCUUGCUUUCGAACUACUAGGUUGGCAGGAGCUGAGACAGAGCAACGGAAGCUCACUCCGUUGCGGGGAUUCGAACCGCCGACCUUCCGAUCGGCAAGCCCAAGAGGCUCAGUGGUUUAGACCACAGUGCCACCCGUGUUAAGUAAGCUUAAAUGACUAGUUUCUAAGAAAUACUUCGGCAACUUUUUGUAGUUUGCUUUUUUAAUUCAGUGAAAUUUUAUGUAAAAAAAUGAAUUUCCAAAAAAUAUGUAAGACGUAUCAUUUGAGUUGUCUUUUAAAAUUAACCUGUGAUAGGUUGUAUUGAAAUCAGUGAAAAUGACAAACUAAAAUCCUUAGUGUUGUAUGAAAGGUGUUGUCAGCUGGCAUUUAAGCUCUUACCAAUGCAUGCAAUUUUCAGAAAUUCUCUGCAGCCUUCUGUCUUCUCUUACUCUGCUCUGAAUGGUCUCCUAACUUUCUGGAACAGAUUUAGAGAAGGCUAGGGCAGGAGGGGAGUACAGUGGGAAGCGGCGUUGCUGAAAAUGCUUUCCAUCCUCAUCCCUCCAUGAAAACUUUACUGUCAGUUGAGCAACACCAUUGGAUGCAGACUACUGGUUUCAGUUCAGCUAUUUUGAGUAGCACUCAGUUUAUACAACCCUAUAGUUUUAUAUUACUUAUUUGUUUGUGAGCUGCCCAAAGAACACCUGUUAUAUGGUAGCUAUAUAAUUGCAGUUAAUAAAUAAGUACAACUGAUAUGGAUAAAAUACCAGUCAAUUUGAGCAGUUUAAAAGUUGUCAUUAACAAUUUUCAGAUGAUUGUUCUUAGGAUGUAUGUAUGUCAUACAUGGUUCCUUAGGAAUUUUAAAAUUAGUGUGUUAACAGCUUGCUGUACCUGAAUGUUACUGAGUUGUCAUUUCUGCAAAUAUUUUUACAUAUUGUAAUAAAAAUAAUUUCCAGGUAAAUCUAAUAGUAGUAGACACAGUAGUACACACUGCCAUAGAAGUGGGUGGAGAAGUCUUAAGAUCUUUCUGCCCAGCAGGCAUGCAGACUAUCCCCUAUCUAGUCAUCAAUCAGCCAUUUGAUGGAAAACCCAUCCUUAUCUUAUCUGCAUGGAUCAGCUGUAGAAGGGGGCUGUGUGUGCAUGUAUCCCAUGUGUGUGCAUGAGAUUGUGAAGUUGCCAUAUCCACUUUAGCACACAGAGGUUUUAUCAAAAAAAGCCUUAGAGUUUCGCAACUGGGUACCCUUCAAUAGAAAUCUUAAGGUCACUGAUGGGAUAAUAUUUUCUUUUUAGGAAUUUUCCUGGGACUUGGGGAAGGGCCAUAGCUCAGUGGAUAGAAUACAUGCUUCGAAUGCAAAGAGUCCCCGAUUCAAUCCCUGGGUUUUUUUGUUUUUUGUUUGGAUAGGGCUGGAAAUGGCUCAUGCCUGAAACCUCUAGAGAGCUGUAUCCUGUCUUGAAAAUGCAGAGCUAAAUCAUGGUCUGACUGAUACAACACAUCUUCCUUUCUUCCUAUGUGCAUUAUAUUUUAGUCUAGUUAGACUAAAAAUACUUUUGUGCUACACACUUUUGUGCCAGUGGAAGUUGUUGGGGAGGAGAGGCUUCACUGUUUCAAGAACUUCAAAGUGUAUUUAGUUGUUCUUUAGAAAAUGAAGCCUACAUUCACAAAUCUAAAUAGGGUUCUGUGUGGAGUGGGUGUAUUGUUAACUGUGAUCAAUUUACAAAAAAAAUAUUUUCGUGCAGAAAUUUUACUGCAUUUACUGAUGCCAGGGAGUUUAAUUUCUCUCAUCCAUUUACACACAGGAAACCUCGACCUGUCUCUCAACUGGUUGCACAACAGGUUACGCAGCAAUUUGUGCCCCCUACACAAUCAAAGAAAGAGAAAAAAGACAAAGUAGAAAAAGAAAAAAGUGAAAAGGAAACGACUAGCAAAAAGAACAGUCACAAGAAAACAAGGUAAACUUUGGUACUUUUUCUGUUACUUAGAGAACAAAAUGAGAUAAUCUCUGCAAAAUUCUUAGAAAAGGGUAAAGAGUCUCACAAUGAUCCCUACCCACAUAGUUGCAAUGUUUACGUACUCCGCUGUUAGAUUGAAUCAAACCACAGGAAAGUGUGUAUCUUCAGAAAGGGCCUAAUAUAUACCUGUAUCUAUGUUCAUAUGUUGCUGAGCACAUCGUUCAUGUAUCUAUAUUUUUUAAAAUGGCACCUGAGAUCUUCAGAUGAAGACCAGGAUAUAAAUUUAAUAAAUAAUAAUAAUAAUUAUAUACCCUGAUUUCUAGAAAAAUCUGGUACCAGCAUUUUUACCUCCUCUCAAAAUUCUGGUCAUGAAAGUCUGUCUUUUAAUAGUGAGAAGCAUUUCAGCAAAGUGGAAAGUAAGAUAGAAAGGGAACAAAAUUCAGAGAUUUCACCUUUUAGACAUUUUAAUUGGCCUCAGAUUGAGAAAAGGAAAUUUGCAGUCAGUCAAUAAAGUGUCUGAAAAUUGGACAAACUAUAUGCACACUGCACUUGUGCACUUUAGAAAGGUUCAGAUGGUGGAAUGAAUUUCUACUGGCAGCAGAAACCUGUAUAUUUUUACAGAAUCUAAACUAUAUUUAUUAGUAUAUGCUAAUACAGUCAGAUGGUUGUUAUAUAUGUAAUAUAACCAGGGUCAAUUGUCUUAUAAUAUAGGGCAGCUUUGCCAGUUGAUUAAACAUGGUUGAACAAUUACUCCCAACUAUGAAACCACCCCAUCCCCAUGUGUUGGGGUGUAAAUUUCUGCUGCCCACAUUAUCUUCAAUAAAAGUAACCAUUAUGAUAGACACCAUUACUAUUUAAUUAGAAUUUGAAAUUAGCCCAUCUUAUCACCCCUUCUCUGUCUGAGGCCACCAAGAGAGGUCAUAUGAAGGGAAUGAAACUCCAUCCAGAUGAGACAUUGAUCUGAGAAUAGGUGUGCAGUUUGUUGGGAACAGGAUUGCACUCCCCCAAUUGCUGUAGCUUGAAUUGCAGGUUGUGAUAGUAGAGAGGAGCAUUCUUUUCCAGCUAGACAUAAUGUACUGGCUUCAAAAUUUCCUACACAAUGAGGAUUUUGCCACUAUGGUGUUGCCAUAACUCAUUUGAAGCACAGUAAUACACUCUAUGUAAGCUGACUUUGAUGAGUUCCAUGGAACCUCAGCUGGUCCAGAAUGCAGUGGCCAGACUCUUCUCUGGAGCUUGCCAAAGGGAGCAUACAUCACCUAUAUGAAGUGUGGGUGUUGGUCCUUUAAAUUCAUAGAGGAUUUUGGGGGACCCUCUGGAAUAGACUUUGGGGGAAUACGCGGAAAGGAAAGGGAAGUCCCACUGAGCAAGUGGAAUGCCACUUGUUCAGUGUUGGAUACAAUCCAAGGUCUCUGGGAACUGUGUUGGGAAAAACCAUCUAUUAUCUUGGAAAACUGCUGUCAGAUUAAGUUUAAAAAAUGUCAUCCUAGAGUAGACCAAUGAUACAAUUCAGAAUAUGGCAGCUUCUUACAUAUGUUUGGGCUUCAAAUAUAACCUUAACAUAAAAGAUUCAGAUGAUUUCUGAAUGACCUCCUUGAUUAUUUAUAUUACUCUAGGCCCAGGUUGAAAAAUGUGGAUCGAAGUAGCGCCCAACACUUGGAAGUUACUGUUGGUGAUCUGACAGUCAUUAUUACAGACUUUAAGGAAAAAACAAAGUCACCACCUGCUUCCAGUGCAGCUUCUGCAGAUCAGCACAGCCAGAGCGGUUCUAGUUCUGACAAUACAGAGAGAGGAAUGUCCAGGUCGUCUUCACCGAGAGGAGAAGCCUCAUCACUGAAUGGAGAAUCUCAUUAAAGUUUAUUUACUCCAGUUUCUUUAGUCUUUCCUCUCCAAACUUGCAAAUGUACACAACUUCUGCCAACAGUUACCACAUUUUCAUGACUUGUUAUCCACAGUGCACGAUUUGUAUGUUUACUCAAAUAUGAUUUAUGCAGUUUUAUACAAAACAAGUGCAGCAGUGAAAUUAAAUUUCAUUGCAAUCUACAAAACCUUUUCAGAUGACUUUUUAAUCUUCAUAUACAAAGGUGCCAUGAAAAUGUGGUUUGAAUGUUCUUGAUGCAGUGUUACUGGUAAGUCCAUUUUCACCUUUAGUUUAGUGAAUUCUAACACAACUCUUGGAUUCUAUACUAUUGGCAUGUACUGAAUUGAAUUUUUUUAUAACAUAGUUCAAGCUGCCUAAAUAUGUAUUAUUUGAGAAUUGUGAAACAUAGUUAUAUGUAUGCAAGUCAAAGAUCAACUUAAUCAACUAUUGCUGCAAAAGACUUUUCGUAAUGAUUAUCUUUAAAACACCUGCUGGUACUUGGUGUGGUUGAAUAGGAAAAAUGUUAUUAAAUAAAAAAAAAAAACAUUUGUAUGAAUUUUUGCCAAUGUCUGACACAUUUUACUAGAUUACUGUUACUGAAUUAUGUUGCUGGCUUCUCCAAUAUUUUCCUCACACAUUUAGAACAUUUAUUGUAAUGUUUACAAGGGAAAAAUAAGUAAAUCUGUUACAAGCAUUAAUUGUUUAGCUUUAUAACUCAAGUAUAGUACUACCUUGUCCUUAUACACUGGUAUUCUAUGUUAUUGAACAGAAAUUUGUUCUCAAAUUAUUAGGCAUUUUCUGUUUUGUUUUCUUUUUAAAUCUAGAUUUUAAUAUCUAACUGCUGUUGAUACAUCCAAAACGUGAUAAUGUUCUCAUUUGGCUUAUUCUUUCCUUCUCCCAGACUUGCUCAGUGUUAUAGUGAUAUAUCAGUUCAGCUAGAGGCUGGGAUCCAAAGAGGCUUUUACAUUGCAAUCCUGUACAUGUCUACUCAGAAGUAAAUCCCAAUGAGUUCAGUGAGACUUACUUCCAGAUAGUGCAUAUAAGAUUGCAGCCUUAAGUUUAUAGAAGAGUUUUAAUGCAGGCUUGCAGUUUCCAUUUUCUUCUCCAGCCAUAGCUCAUUGCACUGCAACGGAUCCCUUUCCCAAAGUUCUUUGGAGCCUUGGGAGUGGGUGGUGCAGGGGACUGUAGAUGAAAGGUGGUAAGCCUUGGAAGCCAUUCUGUGUAUGUGUGUGGUGGAUACUCCCUGUGCAGCCUUUUGGAUCCAAGCCAGUGAUAUUAAACGUUGCACCAGAGUGAAUAAAUAAGCAAGUAGUGUGUAUAUAUAACAUUUGUUCCUAUAUCAGCCUUUUGCUUUGAAAAACAAAAAUCCUUUAUUAAAUAUUAUAGAGCAAAUCAUAGGAAAAAUGCAGUUCUUUGUUUUUGACAUAGUUGUGAACAUUUAUGCAUUUAGCAAUAUAUAGAUACAGAACAAGAUUUACAGUCCCAGUCGGUAUUAUGUAAACUUUCCAAUAAAAUAUUUUUAUGAGUAUAGGUUUUGCCAUUUUGUUUACGAUCAGUUAAGUGUUUUGGUGCACAAAUUAAUUAAUAAUUCUUGCAUUAGAACUGUAGAAUGGGAGGGGACAUGGUUUGUAAUUCUAAGGGUGUUUUUAUUCAUGACUUUGCCCAUCAAAUGGACAUCCACUGAUGACAAUGUACAUUCUGAUUCUUUCCCACUUGUAUGGCGUACUAACUAUUUGGAAGUGAUGCAUUAUAAAUUGACAGUGGGAUCCUGUGCAUGUCAACUUAGACAUGUCCCACUGAAUUCAAUGGGACUUACUCCCAGGUAAGUAUUUAUAGGAUUAAAACCCAUGAGCACAAUCUUGAGCAUUUAUACUUAUCUGAGACUGUAGUUAUUAAGGAGUAAGGACCAUUAUAUUGAGUGGAAUUUACUUUGGAGUAAACAUACUUAGAAUUGCACUUUACAAAGGUGAAGGUGUUUUGGCAUCAGUUGUGAAAACAUCCUAGCUUGUACCUCUCCAAACAUGUUGUGCUCAGGGCUCUGCAUCUGCAAAAGCUUAAUAGACUGAUUCAACAGCAAAAACUCCCACCCCAUAUAUUGCUUUACUUUGGGGCUUACAGCAGUAAGUGUCCUGGAAGAACAAAGUUACAAGAGGAUGUCUGGCAUAUUUUAAGAUGUAAUCCUGUGCACACUUAGCUGGGAGUAAGCCGAUUUCAGCUCAGUGGAAGUUACUUCUGAGAAGAUAUACAUAGGAUUAGGUUGUUAGCGUUUUUAUUGUUGUUGGAUCAGAUUUGGUACAAAAUCCAUUGGAGUAUUGUUACAGGGGAAACCAUCAUUAAUUGAAAAUAUUUAUUUUGUGAACCAAUGUGAAAAAUUAGAUGGGAUAUUUGGUAGUAAAUCUAACUCCAAAAUAUUAAAUACGUAUGCUUAAUAUCAUUUCAGCUAGAACAAUGGAAUUUUGUAGCCCCUGACAAUUGUGAUGUUUGCUGGUUUCUUGUAGUAUUGUAUUUUAUUUCUGUUUUUAACUGCAGUACUUCUACAGGCACAAUGGUACUAUCUAUUUUGUACAAUGUUAGUUGUGAAAUAUAGUUAGUUGCAUAAAAUGAAAGUCUGAUGUGAUAUCUAAAACUUGCAUAACUCAUUUCUUGGUGUUGCUGUCUUAAAAUCUAAUUUUAAUAACAGGGUGUUGUUGUUUUCAAAUGGACUACUGCUGACAUGGACUGUUGGUUAUAAUACUGUGCUAUGAAACAGGCAUUCUCUGCUUGGGUUUUAAUGGCUUUAAAGUACAGGUAAAAAAUAUUGGUGGUUUUUUUAUGUGGGAGCAAUGUAAACAAUUCUUUUCCUCCUAAAUAUUGGCAAAGGUGUUUUUUUUAUACAGUCGUACCUUGGUUUUCAAACUUCCUGGAACUCGAACAUUUUGGCUCCCAAACCCGGAAGUGAUUGUUCCAGUUAGUGAAUGUUCUUCUGGAACCCAAAUGUCCAAUGGGGCUUCCGCAGCUUCUGAUUGGCUGCAGGAGCUUCCUGCAGUCAAUCAGAAGCUGUGAUUUGGUUUUCGAAUAUUUUGGAAGUCAAACAGAAUCCAUCCAAGGAACGACUGUAUAUAUAAAUUGUGUUAGAUAAUGUUCAUGGUAAAAGGUAAAAUAAGUAGUAUGAUAGCUACUUAAGUGUUUGAAAAAAUUCUAGUUAAAACAAAAUAUACAUGCUAUGCUGGUGAAACAGUAAUUGGCAUAUUUAGUUAUUAAGAUUACAUUUUCUAUAGGCACACAGAUGUAGGUAGGAAGCUGCCUUAGUCCUGCUAGCUCAACAAUUGUCAACAAUGGCUAGCAGUGGUUCUCCAGGGUUUCAGGUAUAUCAGCCCUACCUGGAGUUGCUGGGGAUUGAGCCUACGGCCUUUUGAUGUAAUCAUAUCCUCUAUCGUAGGUAUUCCAUAAUUUCAGAAAUUUCCUUUCCCACCGCACUCCGUAAUCAUGAAUCUUACCUGAGCAACUUCAUGGGUGUUACGACAUUUGAAAGUGACCAUAAACACAUUAUUUCCUCAGGGCCCCUUCUAUUAGAGCCAAUUCGUAUUUGUAUAACACAUUUGCUUAACUCAUGCUGUGGGAUAUCAUCCAGUUGUCAACCUUAAGAGACAAAUUAUGAUGAAAUAGAAGCAGUAAUGAGACUGUAAUUCAUGUUUUAAGCAAGAAGAGAAAAAUACUCUUUAAAAAAAAGGCAUUUCAUAGCUAACAUUUCGGAAGAGUAAUAAAAUGAGUAAUGCCAUAAUUCUUAAAAAUAAGUACAUUUAAGAGACCUUUGCUGUAUUGUUUUAUCCUUUUUACAGACUGUGGAGCUAAUGUUGGCAUGGAUGUUUUAAAGAAGCACAAGAGUUAAAAUAAUAUAAAAUCAGGUGGAACCCACUAUUACUCUGAGAAAUUUGGAGGAGUGUGGUUCAGUAACAUGCUGCUUAGAUAUACUGAUGCAUACGAAAUACUGUUACCAACCAAGUUGAAAUGUUACAGAAUACAUUCUAAAUAAACCUCCAUUAAUUGCAUGGUUAAGGUGUCACUUUUAAGCAGUUUGCAAGCAAGUAUUACAAAACGGGGGGGAAUCCUGCAUCCAGUGGCUAGUGCUUGAAGAGGAAAAGAGGUCACUUAAGUGCUGCUAAUGCAGCAAAAACAAUGCAGGAAGCAGCAGUUAUGGGUUAUGGGAAUCUGCAGCCGCACCAGGUGCUGUGAUUCUCCAUCUGUUUGACUUCACCCCUGGAGGCACACUGCAUUGUCUCCUGAGACAGAAGGAUGCCAACAACACCAGUAUAAGCCAAAUACUCCACCCAUCAAUUGGAAACAUGUAAGGUUCAUUAAUUGGAUAGUUGUUUAGUGAAGUAUAUAUACAGACUCAUUUUAGCUUCUUGUGUUUUUCGCUGUUGAAAGUUUGGUAACCAAGAGAAUGAUAGUUGGCCAUUGGACAAUAUAUCUGAAAAAUUCUGCUUAUACAAGACGCAGGGAAUAUGUGUAUUCAUUUUGGUGAGGGGGGUUGUCUUUCCCUGGGAAGCUUGGAACAUUAAUUCUGAAUAGAUCAGAGAAAAAGGCGUACUUGUUUGAGAUGACCCUUAUACAAGUUAACCAGGCAGGAAAUCCUUCAGCAGCAGUCCAUUACAGCCCACAAACGUAUCCUUGCUACCUCUGACAGCAGCAGAUUGCGCAUCCAUGCUGAAUCCCUUAUUUUUGAAGAAACAAUUGCAGUGUUGGGAAAAUGGAAGGAAAACUGUAGAAUAUAUCUGCUCUGAUGGAUGAUACAAGAAACACUGUUCACCUAGCAUACGGUAUAGUAUAUAAAGAGAAUUUUUAAAAAAAAAAUAAUUAUUGAAUGUGUUUGUGAGCAAUUUAAUUUUCUGUGGAGUAAGGACAUGGGGAAAGAGCGGUUUUGCAAUUCCCCAAUAAUUAUACCUCUGACUAAUUGCUGCACCAUGAAAGUCUGAUGUGAUGAUGCAAUUCUGGAUUUACUGGAAAGGGAACAAUUUCACCCACUGAACUGUGUUUCCUUUUAAUAAGCAAAACUCUGGUCAGAUUUAUAAAUGUUUCCGGAACAAAACUAUUUCGUGGCACAUUCCAAGAGGUAAUUACUAGGUGAUUCUUAUAUUCCAGCAAAUAUGUUUAUUUAAACAACUAUCAGUGUUUGGUAAUAGUAUGCCUGCUCCAUUUGUACCAUCAUUUCCCCCUUAGGAACUUGAGCUGGAGGUACCUUAAGGUAAAGGUAAAGGUACCCCUGACCAUUAGAUUCAG